AGCAUAAAAAUCGACGUCAAAUAUCAGCAGACACCUGUGCUGCGGAAGGAUAUGUCUGGGGACAGAUGAGAAGCAUUUAUUCUUUUUCCAACGGCCAUUUAAUUUUGUUAAAAUGGUUAAGAAGAUGCAUGAUCUACAAGACUUGGAUUUUCAUUUUAAGCGACGGUCUCGCUCCCGCAAGUCAAGCGAUGACCCUCCUCCCCUCAGCGCAACCGAGAGUACUGGUUCAGUAUUCAUCAGGUAUGUUUAAAAGAUUCUUUCCAAUCGUUCCAUGAGUAUUUUGACCUAAUGGUUUAUAAUUAUGACCUUGCCGAUGACACAAUGGAUUAUUAUCUACUGCUUCUAAGUGGGUCACUCAGUGUAGCUGAUACAUUUCUCCUGGGACGUUAAUGAAGUUUCAGUUUUGCAUCAAGGAUCAGGCCCGGCCAAGCUUGGAUUCUGUAAAGGCAGACCCCAUAAUUAAAAUGUUUAGGGAUAACUGAAUAGAGGCAAGCAUUUCUGGCACACCCCAUUUAAUCUACGCAGCAGUUUUAGAGAGUUCGGUCUCAGUUGGAUUUACACAAGCUUCAUUUUCUUUUUUCUUUUUUCAAAAAAAUUUAUUAAUUUUCCAAAAAAAAAAUUAAACGAACAGACAUAUAAACAAACAAACAUAAAUCUCCACCGUAUUAAAUCAAGCUUAGUUACAUUGUUAAGUGACUUCCUCGUGUCCCCCUGGUUGAAUUUCAAUGUAUAUCAUUUUAACGGUUUUCCAAAUCCAAUAUUCUUAAAAAAUUAACUUAAUCGCUUAACAUCUUUCUUUCCAAUUCAACAUUAAACAUAUUGAUUCAUCACAUUACAUAUUUAAAUCCUAAGCCUAUCUGGUAUUUGUAAGUUUUUCGAAUUAGUUUAACUUAACAUAUUUAACUAAAUAGUCUUUAAAUUUCAUCCAUUCUUCCUGGUACUCCUCCUUCUUCUGGUCAUGAACUCUUCCAGUCAGGUCAGCUAGCUCCGAAAAGUCCAUCAUCUUCAUCUGCCAAUCUUCCACCGUUGGUACUUCUUGUGUUUUCCAAUUCUUAGCUAAUAAAAUUCGAGCAGCAGUUGUGGCAUACAAAAAUAAUUUAACAUCUUUCUUGGGCAAUUCCAGACCUGUUAUUCCAAGAAGAAAGGCCUCUGGUUUCUUAAUAAAUGUAUAUUUCAACUUUUUUCAAUUCAUUAUAAAUCUUCUCCCAGAGGUCUUUCACUUUGGGGCAGGUCCACCACAUAUGAUAGAAAGUACCUUCUUUUUCUUUACAUUUCCCACACAAGCUUCAUUUUCACUCCCAUAGUAGAUAUGAUGGAAAUAGGAGUGCAUGGAGAUUCUGUCGUUUUCUGGAUGUUCUAACACGGCGCUUUAAAUAUAUAAAUAGUAUGCAUUUAUAUGUGCAUUCUGGUUUCUUUUUUAAAAAAAUGUAUAAUGUACAUUUGCGUUGCCAUAUUUCAAAAAGUGAAAAUCUGGACACAAAAGUUGUUGAACUUUUUGAGUAGUUGAGCUUUUUUUUUAUUAAAUUCACCCGAAUUGACAUUCCCAACGUGGGUGGCCAUAUGUCUGGAUUUUCCCGGACAUUUAACCAUCUUUCUCCCAGACACUGUUUGCGAAGGCCGAAUUCCAGCUAUGUCUGAGACGUAUGGCAAGCCUAAGCAAUGCAAUCAUGGAACCGAACUGAGUAAAAUACAUUAAAAUGACAGUACAGUGGUACCUCGGGUUAAGUACUUAAUUUGUUCCGGAGGUCCGUUCUUAACCUGAAACUGUUUUUAACCUGAAGCACCACUUUAGCUAAUGGAGCCUCCCGCUACCGCCACGCCGCCGGAGCAUGAUUUCUGUUCUCAUCCUGAAGCAAAGUUCUUACCCCGAGGUAUUAUUUCUGGGUUAGUGGACUAUGUAACCUGAAGCGUAUGUAGCCUGAAGCGUAUGUAACCCGAGGUACCACUGUAGUGGAUUGGAAAUAGGCAAAUUAUCCCAUCUCUAGAGCUAAUGUGGUCUAGCUCCCCAACCCACAGUACUGCCACAGCACACAAAAGGUGAGAUGUGGACCGAAAGAAUUUUUGAUUUGGAUAUCCCAGGUUACCAGACACACUGGGGGUACCUUGCCCAAGCCCCUCUCCUCACCCCCUAAAAAUGCUGGAGCUGGCCCUUUCUAGUGCACUUUAAAUCAACUUUGUGAUGAAAUCUAAGCCUACUUCACAGGUAUCAGGAAUCAGUUUCACGGUUGCACUGUGAAGCUUCCACAAGCAAGAACUUUGGCAUCCUUACAUAAUGCUAUCAAACUGUUGAUGAGACACUUUGAUAUUGCUGACGUCGCAAAUGUGAGAAAUUGUACAGAAGCAAAUAUUCCGUCUCCCCUCCCAAAUUAGAUGUCUCGUUCGAAUCAGCUAUUGAAUAUCAACAACUGCCAAUAACGCUGAGAAAUGCAAUCAUUUCUGUGUGCUUUGUGUUGAAUCAGCAGCGGGCAAUUAAGUCGAGCUAAAUAAAAUGGGCACCAGCUUUCUUGAUAGAAGCUGCAGCCACACAACAUUUUAUUCUAGAAUCAAUAGAAACUGAGUGCUUGCUUUUUUAUAUCGUAGUCCACACAAAAUCUAGUUCUACUGCAUAUUUUUGCUCUUGAAAAGUGUUUCUUAAAAAACUAGUUUUGCUGUGAAAAUAAAAGUUCGUUGUUUUACCCCAUGGUGUGUCCUUUUGAAACGGGCGCACCUGCCCAUUGAUGCUAUAGGUGGGAGUAUACCAAGACCACAAUCACCGCUUCCUUUCUCCACUUGGGGCAUGUGUAAGAAGGAAAAGGCAUGGAUGACCUAAUCAUGAGAAGGGUUUCCAACUCAAUAUAAAGUAACCACACUUUGUGGACAAGCAGGAUCUAUAAGGUCCUGAUUCCUACCCUCAAACAAAAGACUUGGACUCACUGUUCAGGAAAUCCUGAUAGUUGUAUCAAGGAAGUUAGCACAUGACCUUUGCAUCAGCUCAGGUUACAAGUUGAAGGCUCAAAAGAGACCUUGGCAGAGGCUAGGAUAGGUAGCUAAGCUUAAGCUUGAGCAAAAGAACCCCAGUGCAUGGCACACCCAGUGCUUUUUUCUGGGGGUACACAGGGGUACGCAUAGCCCUAAACAUUUUGUGAAUCUUUGUACUUUUGUCCAUUUACUAUAUUCAUUUUUCCCGAUUUGAGCUAUAAAAUGGUGGUUUUCUUGAGUCAAAAUGAGAGUACCCCUAAACUUUUCUCUUUUUUUUUAAAGGACUGGACACAGCCCUCCCACAUGUUUUAAAAUGCUUCUCCCAGUCGCCACUUGAGCGAUCUCCACCCUCACCUAAGAAUCCUCCUUGCCCUUGGGCAGAUGCCACCAUUCCUGUCUCAUUUCGCUUGGCAUCACCUGGGGCAUAUAUUGAGGAUGAGCAUGAAUAAUUCUGGAUUGAUUAAAAAAAACCCACAUUUUUGUGCUACAGGUGGGUUAGUGCGUACACAGCCUUAGACUCUGAUCUGCUUGUGGUUUAUUUAAAGUACAGUGGACGCUCAGGUUGGAAACGUGAUCCGUGCGGAAAGCACGUUCGCAACCUGAAACACCGCAUCUGCGCAUGCGUGGGUUGUGAUUCGGCACUUCUGUGCAUGUGCAAAGCGUGAUUUAGUGCUUCUGCAUGUGUACAAGUGCCAAAACCUGGAAGGACCCGUUCCAGUACUUCUGGGUUUGGUUCAGUGCGCAACCUGAAAUUGCACAACCCGAAGCGUCUGUAACCCGAGGUAUGACUGUAUUGUAUGGUGUAUUCUCUGUACCUAUGGACAGCCAGUGUUCUCAAGGUACUUAUGGAAGUGGAUUGUGUAAAGUUUGCAACACAGUGUUGUUUGGGCCUUCUGCCAGUCUUGGGACUAUCACAUCUCAUCUUGAAAGGAAUGAGAUAUAUACCAGUCCACCUCCACCACUUAAUGAAUUUCCUUCUGUUACCCUGUACCCUCAAGUAUAAAAAGGUAACCUGGCUGUUGCCGUGAAAGCUGUUAACCUUCAAAAGGGGAAUUGAAUUUGUCCAAACUGCACUAGAAAAGCACGUUCAGCCAUGUAUUUCAUUCUCUAGCAGUAACAAUUUUAAUUCUGCACACAGACAGCCAAGCCAAGCAGGUAAUCAAAAUAAAUUAGAAAAACCCUGUCCUCUGAUUCCUGGUAGAUAUCUUUGUUAUGUUGUUUUCCCCCCUAAACUACAAGACACGGACCCUACAUAUUAGUUAAGGGUGAACUCUUCCAUACGGUCACUCUUUCUCUUCCUUCCCCAACUUCCAGCUGCUCAAAGUACUCUCAGAAUCCCGUUUGCAAUCCCACCUCGGGAAAGAAAACCAAUCCUAUUAGAGUUGCGUAAUAGCCAAUCAAAACAGCGUGUUUGGCUCCCCUUUUCCCCUGCUAAUCAAUAUAUAGCAUUUUUAUCUUAUGCCUUCUCAUCAAAAGACUUGGAUUUCUCUGAAUGAAGGCAUACAUGUGCACACAGAGAGAGAUGCACACUAAUUUGUUGAUAUUUGCUAUAGCCCAACAAUCCUGUUCCAUUAUAGCAAAUGCCUGACCUGCUCUGGAUCCUAUAACCAGUGCUCUUUUUCUAGAAAAAGAGGUGUCGGAACUCACCAUGAACACCUCCCUCGUUCUCUUGGAAUGGCACCUACUUGAGAGGUGCCAGAAUUGAGUUCCGGCAAGUUUUGGCUGAAAAAAAGCCCUCCUAUAACAGAUAGAGCAGGGGUUGGCAACCUCAGGCCCAUGGGCUUAACCCGGCCCAUGGACCCCUGCCACCUGCUCAGUCGGCUCCUGUGCACCAUGCUAAACCAGCACAGAGCAGAGCAGGGACCGCCUCCCGCAACGCUGGCUGGCUUCCCAUUGGCUGCAGGAAGGUCCGGCAGCCAAUGGGAAGCUGCACAUGCCUCCUCUGUGUUGGAAGGAGCGCCGUAAAUAGCGUUUGCGCGUGUGUGCACACUCUCUGGCCCAUUGCGGCGUCUGCGGGACCGUGAACCAGCCCAAGCCACAAAAUCUUUGCCGACCCCUGGGAUAGACAGAUAUAACUCUAGAAAUCGUUUAACUGUUGUUGUUUAGUCGUUUAGUCAUGUCCGACUCUUCAUGACCCCAUGGACCAGAGCACGCCAGGCACUCCUGUCUUCCACUGCCUCCCGCAGUUUGGUCAAACUCAUGCUGGUAGCUUCGAGAACACUGUCCAACCAUCUCGUCCUCUGUCGUCCCCUUCUCCUUGUGCCCUCCAUCUUUCCCAACAUCAGGGUCUUUUCCAGGGAGUCUUCUCUUCUCAUGAGGUGGCCAAAGUAUUGGAGCUUCAGCUUCACGAUCUGUCCUUCCAGUGAGCCCUCAGGGCUGAUUUCCUUAAGAAUGGAUAGGUUUGAUCUUCUUGCAGUCCAUGGGACUCCCAAGAGUCUCCUCCAGCACCAUAAUUCAAAAGCAUCAAUUCUUCGGCGAUCAGCCUUCUUUAUGGUUCAGCUCUCACUUCCAUACAUCACUACUGGGGAAACCAUAGCUUUAACUAUACGGACCUUUAUCGGCAAGUUGAUGUCUCUGCUUUUUAAGAUGCUGUCUAGAUCGUUUAACUAUACAGAUAAUAUUUGACAGCUAUCCACACGGUGCCACCAGACAGAUACCCUUGGGAAUCAUCAUGAUUGUGACCUGAGAAAGAUAGAAAGAAAAAGAGGCCAUCAGGUUUGCUUCCUGGAUUGUAUUUUUACCUUCAACAUCUAGCAGAGUUUAUGUUGGCCUUCCCCAAAAGAUGUUUCUAGCAAGGGCACUAUCAUUUAUACAAGUGCACAUCUUGACAUGUCUCCACGAUGAUGAAGUAUCUGCGACUCGGGGAUGGAGACGGAAUCAAUCUAAAAUGACUGUGGUGUAGCAAGCAAUAUUUGUCUGGAUCGUGCCCAGCUGACCUGUGUCCCAAAUAAUGAGACUUACUGUGCAAAAAUCGAUUCUGUUGCACUCUGAUCUCAUUUCAAGGGGGCUAAUCAUGUUGGCUGGCGUUGCAGCAAACCGCCAACCAUUCUCAAUACUGUUAAACGGUUUACAAAAAUAAUGAAUUAUUUGUCUCUCUCUGUAAAUAUAUACAUGUUAUACAUGUGCAUGCACACAAACAUCAGUUAAUCGGGGACGGACGGACUGCAAUACAAAACAAUAAAAUUCCUCAAAAAGCAAAAAACAAAACCCUGCAGCAUAUUUUGAAAACCUCUUAAGAUUCUCCUGCUGGUAAAGGCAUUCGAAGUAGGGUCCUCAUCGCUCUGUAUCAAGUAUGUUCUCCCGUUGGGUUUUAUUUGUAUUUUAACAUAGACAGAUUCUUUUUUUAAAAAAAAAAACCUUCUAAAAAUACUUUUGAAAAGAUGGAGACAUCCCCUUCCAGUUCGUAAUCCUAUUUUAUAGGUAAAGGUAAAGGUACCCCUGACCAUUAGGUCCAGUUGCGGAUGACUCUGGGGUUGCGGCGCUCAUCUCGCUUUACUGGCCGAGGGAGCAGGCGUUUGUCCGCAGACAACUUCUGGGUCAUGUGGUCAGAAUGACUAAGCCGCUUCUGGCGAACUGGAGCAGCGCAUGGAAACGCCGUUUACCUUCCUGCCAGAACGGUACCUAUUUAUCUACUUGCACUUUGACGUGCUUUCGAACUACCAGGUUGGCAGGAGCCGGGACUGAACAACGGGAGAUCACCCCGUUGUGCGGAUUUGAACCGCCAGCCUUCUGAUCGGCAAGCCCUAGGCUCUGUGGUUUAGACCACAGUGCCACCCGUGUCCCUGUCCUAUUUUAGAAUACUGCAAAAGAUGAUUUUUGUAGAUUUAUUUGUGCUUCCUGAAACGGUUGGUUUGUCUCUACGGCAGGAUAAGCUUUACUUGCUGGAAUUUAUUCAGUGCAUGGAUUAGCUGCAGUAAGCAGGGCUUUGCAAUGUGACCCCACGACCCCCUUGGGCAUCCUUACAACAUGUUGGGGGGGGGUGAUUCUCAGACCUAGGUUCCAACCCCCAUUCAGUGACGAAAAUCACGGGGUGACCUUGGGCCAGUCAUUCUCUCUCAACCACUCCUACGUCACGGGAGUUAUUGUGACCAUAAAAUGGGAUGCUUCUGCCUUGAACUCCUUCGAGGAAAGGUGGGCUGUAAAUGGAGUAAGUGAAUGAAUAACAUGAUCUGCCAAUAUAUAGCAUGUGAUGCUGUUUCAUAAAUUCAUCUUGCUACGUGUAUGCCAAUUACUCAUGCUGCAGGAAACCAGAGCCAGUCAUAGAUUUUCUCAGGAUCUUACAGUACAGAGAAUUAUUAUUAUUAUUAUUAUUAUUAUUAUUAUUAUUAUUUAUUAUUUAUACCCCGCCCAUCUGGCUGGGUUUCCCCAGCCACUUUGGGCGGCUUCCAAUUGAGUGUUAAAAACAAUACAGCAUUAAAUAUUAAAAACUUCCCUAAACAGGGCUGCCUUCAGACGUCUUUUAAAAAUAAGAUACAAUCAUACCUCGGGUUGAAGUAGCUUCAGGUUGAGCAUUUCGGGCUGCGCUCCGCAGCGACCCAGAAAUAACAGAACAUGUUACUUCUGGGUUUCGGCACUCGCACAUGCGCAGACACUCAAAAUGACGUCACGCACAUGCGCAGAAGCAGUGAAUCGUGACCCGUGCAUGCUCAGUUGCACAGACGCAGGUUGCGUUUGCUUCAGGAUGCAAACGGGGCUCCGGAACAUAUCCCGUUCGCAUCCAGAGGUACCAUUGUACAGUGGUACCUCGGGUUACAUACGCUUCAGGUUACAGACACUUCAGGUUACAGACUCCGCUAACCCAGAAAUAGUACCUCGGGUUAAGAACUUUGCUUCAGGAUGAGAACAGAAAUCAUGCUCCAACGGCCCAGCGGCAGCAGGAGACCCCAUUAGCUAAAGUGGUGCUUCAGGUUAAGAACAGUUUCAGGUUAAGAACAGACCUCCAGAACGAAUUAAGUACUUAACCCGAGGUACCACUGUAUCUGCUUAUUUCCUUGACAUCUGAUGAGAGGGCGUUCCACAGGGCAGGCGCCACUACCGAGAAGGCCCUCUCUCUGGUUCCCUGUAACCUCACUUCUUGCAGUGAGAGAAUUGCCAGAAGGCCCUCGGAGCUGGACCUCAGCGUCCGGGCAGAACAAUGGGGGUGGAGACGCUCUUCAGGUAUACAGAAAACAAUGCCCAUAUCCAUCUGUGGCAUUAAGUGCAUGAACAGGUACACCUUAAAUGUUCAAUGCAUUCUGCUGAAACUACAGGUUUUUUUAGUUUUAGUUCAGGUGUGGUGCCCUUUCCUCUUAUUUUUAUAUUACCUGUGGGCAGUCACAUCCAUUCUUUGAAGUGUAGCUGAUUAAGAGUUCGGUUUUCUCAGUUACUCAGAAGCACCGCUAAAAAAAUAAUAUUAUAUCCUUCUUGCUAUGAAAGUGGUCAAUCCACACAACCGUAUUCGCAAAUCUUUGAUCUUCUAAGUAAUUUAAUGAGAGGAUUUCAGGCUGGCCAAAAUCCAUACCAUUGUCGGCUAUGCGACAGGCAAAUGAUCCGAGGCAGUAAUUAGAUAAACAGCUGAAAACUGACAAUCAGGAGCCAAUGAGGGAAGAGAAAGGUAUUCAUUUCUCAUAUAUAUUUGAUUAGUGCUGCUGAAGAGAUAUGAGUGGUGAUGGUGAAUAAGGUUAAGACUCCUCCAGCUCUCCUCCUGUAGUAUUCUUGGUAUUCAAACACCGCAUAUAUCUAACUAAUGUCUCCUCAGUCAUACGUAUCAGUUCCUCUUCUCCAGAAUCCAUGAGUAAUGCCUGUGCAUUUUCUAAACCGAAAGCCUAGAUGCUGACAUCUCAAGCCUUGCUCCUACUUCCAAAGGGAACAUUCUUCUCCUUUUGUGCAUGCCUUUAAGUAGCUUUUUUUUUCCUUCAACCUGGUGCAUUCAUGAUAUUUUGGACUACAAAUCCCAUCAACCUCUGCCAGCAUGGCCAAUAGUUAGGGUGAUGGGCAUUGUAGUCCAACAACAUCUGGAGGGCACCAGGUAGAGAACGUCUGCUUGGAAGAAUAGGGUGAGCAUUCUUCUGCCCAGUUCCAUUAUCAUUACCGUGUGAGUAUCCCACAUAGCGGGUGGCGCUGUGGGUUAAACCACAGAGCCUAGGACUUGCCGAUCAGAAGGUUGGUGGUUCGAAUCCCCGCAACGGGGUGAGCUCCCAUUGCUCGGUCCCAGCUCCUGCCAACCUAGCAGUUCAAAAGCACGUCAAAGUGCAAGUAGAUAAAUAGGUACCACUCUGGCGGGAAGGUAAAUGGCGUUUCCAUGUGCUGCUCUGGUUCACCAGAAGCGGCUUAGUCAUGCUGGCCACAUGACCCGGAAGCUGUACGCCGGCUCCCUCAGCCAAUAAAGUGAGAUGAGCGCCGCAACCCCAGAGUCAGCCAUGACUGGACCUAAUGGUCAGGGGUCCCUUUACCUUUACCUAUCCCACAUAAGGAAAGGAGACAGGAAAGGAGGGUAAGGGGAGUGCACAGAUGACAGUAUAAAGAACAUAAAUUGCAGGUAAGCAAACUGUCCUCCCAUCUGGGUGUUCAUUUUUCUGGGCAGGCAAAACUGGGAGAUCUGGAAUGCCUAAGGAGCAGAGCAGUUUAUGGAUGACAGCCCUAUCAAGAAGAGCAUUUGUCUAUGCGUUUGAGUCCAAUGCACAGUGUUUCGCAGAUUUAGAUAGAUUUGAUCAAGCAGCCUUCCUCCAGAGCUCCAUGACUAGGACUGUUCUGGAGAAGGUAAAGUAAAUGUUUCAUGGUUGUUAAUGGAAUGUCCUCCAACGAGGCAAGGAGAGGUUGUUCUGCCAACUCACAGCAUGUGAUAGUGGAAACAAUCCAGUGGGAGGGAAGUCACUGAGGAGAAGUCAUUCAGGAGAAGUGUGAUGAACCUUUUAUGGCUCACCAUAACAAAUCAAUAGGGUUCUUCCCUGUCAUUGGAACGGUUCCAUCCUGUCAUAAGGCCCGGAGCCUAGGGUCUGGAGAGCAUGUUGAUUAUUAGAGCCAGGCAGGAGAACUGGAAGGAGAAGACUAAAUGAAAAAUAGAGAUGAUUUUAGGAACAGUGAACUAGAUGUCAAAACACUUUUCCCUGGUAGAUGCAGCGCUAUGGUGAGUAAGAGAGUCUGAAGCAUAGGUCACAUGUCCUCCUGGGAAAGGUGUUAGGUAUGAGCAACACUAACUUGAAAGGAAGGAGACAAAGGUUGCAGGUAGACAGAGGUUCAAAGUGUUUCCAUAUCAAUUGGAUAAGAACUAAGGACUAACUCCAAAGCAGACCCGAGCCUAUUACAGGGGACCUCAGGUUGCCAGGGCCUUUAAAGAAGCAUUUAACAAAUGGGUGCACAAACACACUGUGUCUUUCCCAAGGAGGCCAGAAUGCAAACCCCCCCAAAAAACCCAACACUGCUAAAGAGGGCAGGAGAGAAGAAUACAAAGACUUCCAGUGUGUACAAUGUGAACAUUCCCUCCAGCAUAUCCAGGCCAAAAACUAGGACUCGCAUCUUCUGGGUUGCACUCCUGCUCAAGUCAUGUGAUCCCCAUGAGAGUAUGGAGCCCCAAAAAUUGGGGGGGGGCGCAGUGCUGUCACACAUGAGCACAAAACCCCAAAAUUGGAUGGCCUGAUUUAAGGGGUAUCUGGCUCUUGAGGGGUAUGAUAGUCUAGGACAGAAUUCAGUCAAUGUGAUGGGACCCGGCAAGCAAAUGAGAAUGGGCCCCAUCACAAAACAUAGGAUUUUCCUGCUGAAGGCUUCCUGGUAUGAAGGCUGUCCAUCGGAAGAUUCCAUUAGGGCUAGAUCAGGGGUGGGUAACCUCAGGCCUGGGGGCCAAAUGCGAUCUUCCACGCUUCUGUAUCUGGCCCUCAGGAACCUCCAACGCCAUACCUCUUCCCAAGUUACAUCAUCUCUACCCAGGCUAUUCCCCUCACUGGCCCUGUUUUGUGCCCUCCUUGAGUUCCGAUAAUGGCUUUUAUUUGCCUGGAUGAAGGAUCUUGCUGUUCUAGCUUCUGGCUUAGCCCCUCAGUCCCUUCCUCCACCUCCUGGAAAAGCCCCCAAGAGCCGCGCGGAGCGUGUGUGUGGCUCUUGGGGGCUUUUUCCCAAGUCAGUGAUGGGCUGCCCUUCUCCCUCCUGGGGGAAAUGCCUGCAAGCGCCGCCACACACGCUCCACACAGCUCACGAAAGGGAGCGCUGAGCAGAGCCUGGGAUGCAUACAGGCUCUGCUCAGCGCUCCCUUUAAAGAAUUUUUUUUUCUUGCAUGCCCCCUCUAAAUACUAGGUGCGUCUUAUGGUCGGGUGCGUCUUAUGGAGCGAAAAAUACGGUGCGUAGAAGGUAGAAGAAUUGCUAGGUGAAGGAGAACCAUGACUGGCAUUGUCAUAUAUGGGGAAAACAUAUGUGGAGAGGUCUUCUUACGGAACCAGUUGGCAUCCCCCUAAACAGGUUGGCUAUUAUGGUUUGCUUCUUAAGUUUCUAGAAACAGUUUGUAAUAAACUACUAACAACCGUGAAAUGUUAAAGUCAGAAUUUGUCACCAGCAGCUGUGUUAUAUCUCCCUCGGGCUCCAGGAAUAUAAACAGAACAGAAAGGUGAUCUUCAGAAUAGGAGACAAACCUAGUUCUGUGACCAAACAUUGUGAUGUCCUAUUUGCGUGUAUCUAUUUGAAAACAUGUGCACUUGAAGUUAGAAAUGCAUGGCAAAAAUUUUCUUUAAGAUCCAUUUGAAAACCAUGCCUGAGAACCAGUGUUCAGCCUGCCAGAGGUGGUGGUGGUGGUGGUGGUGGCUCAGCUUGUGUUUCUGGAACAGCCUAUACCCCAUGUGGCACAGAAAAUCAUUUUCGCAGCUGCAGCUUUCAAAGGUUGUCUGUGUGAUGCAGCACAGAAAUCUGCUGUUCAAUGAAAAAAGGAUGGAGAAUCUCACCAGAUGUGUCCCGAGUCCUUGAUGUGCCUAAAGCAGCUCUUUCGGAUCCUGGCAAAGAAACAGGACCCCAAUUAAACUGAUCAAGACCUUUCAAGAUGAUGCCCUUUUUUGUUCAUUCAUUGUGCAGUGGUUUUUUCAAAUGCAGCAUGGGAUAAACGCCAUUCCGGAAGGCAACACUUGCAGUGCAGCAAAAUCACAUUUCUCCAGCACUGUAUGCUGCAGUUCUGACUUCAGAAAGUUUGUUAGAACAUAUCCACAGCAGGAGGAAGAAGAAACGCACUACAAAAUUAGGUAUAAAUUUACAGAAAUGAUACCUGGCAUUUUAUAGCCCUGUAACUUGCCUUAAAUUAUUCCUCAUACUGUAGAUGUCUACAGUGGAGCUGGUCCCUCCCUUGAUGAACCAUAACCUCUAGAUUUCACAUUUUAAAUACAACAGAUUUCUAGCAUUUGAAAAACCUGAGACAAAACGUACUCAUUUCUUCUUCUCAUUCUUUUUGAGAAAUUAGCCUUACAAAAUCUUAGAGACAAAGACUUAAUUGUGCAUCUUAUAACUGCAGCACGUCUUGCUGUUGCUAGACACUGGAGGUCAUUAAACGUGAACCUAUAUGAAGUUUGGUAUGCUUAUGUCUGGGAAUUAUUUUUGAUGGAAAAGUUAACAGAAACGGUACAUGAAAGAAAACAAUGUGAGAAACUACGUAACUUUUACAUAACGUGGUCCUCCUUUAUUACAUAUGCAUCAAAGACAGAACAUGCAUUUAAACCACCUAAGGCACAUGGGAGCAUGUGGAAUGAUAUUUUUUAAACCAGCAACUGUAGAAAUAAUUUUUUAUUUGAUUAUAUUACUAAUGUAAUUACCUGGACAUAGUUGGGGCUGGGUUUUUGGGGGGGGGGUUAGGGGAAAACUGUAUUUGAUUGCUUGUAUUUGAUUAUAUGUUGUUCUUAUAUUCAACUAAUAAAAUAUUCAAAAAAGAAAAGAAAAAGAAAUUAGCCUGCUCCCCCUUUUGUUUUGUUUUUAAUCUCCCCCUCCCCAAAACAUCCUUGCAGAAGCCCUUGUUAUUCCUUAAGGCACAAACCAUCUAUCAAAGACUGACUUGAUAAUUCUGCCUUGUCUGAUUUGAAUAUAAAAUGCCAAUUUAUCCAUGUACAUAACACCCUAUAAAUAUGGGCUUUCUGCUGUGUGGCCUCACCACCAGCUCCCUCCCUCUGGUAUGCACAAAGCACUUAGGGAAGAAGCAAAUUUGAUGGCAGUCUCACGAAGAUAAGAAAGAGCGGGAGCCUCUGCUGCUUAACAUUCUCCAAAGUGCUGUGCGAAUGAUAGAAAUUCCUGUUGCUAACUCUCUGCGUAUGUUGGAAGGCUUCGGGGAGAAGAAGGACUUUGUGCCAAUCUAACAUUCUCCAAAGUUCAGAGCAGAUGGGUUAAGACCUCAAGAUCUGAAAUUAUGCAGGAUUUCAGAACGGCCAUGAAAAAUAUGAAGAACGGAUCUCAGUACAACAAGUAAAAAAAAAUUAAAAUGUAACAAUGGUAGAUUUGUUCAAGCGGGUACUGUUCAGCCCUGUAUGUAGCAUUGCUAUAUUCUAAUCUAAAUCAUGGCUACAAUGUCAUGCUAAGUGGGCGAGAUGCAAUUUUGUUAAUCAUCUAGAUGGGCCGUUUAGGGUGUGGAUUGCUCGACUGAAUAGGGGCUUCCAAUUGUGCUCCAUUGGCUUUUCACAGAGAUGUUUUCCCUGCAUCCAUAAUACAUAGGCUAUUAAGACUACAUAAUAAUACAGCUACUAUUGAGCUGCGUAGUUGCGUAACAAGAUCUUGCCGCAGAAUAAAAGCUCACAGUUUGAGAAGAUUUUCCAUCUGCAUUGGCAACUGCUCAGUUUCCUAUUUAUCUUUUAUAAGACUCUGCGGGUUUGAAACUUAAGGCCCCUUUAAAACAUUAAUUUUUUAAUGGCCGUUGAAUGGGGAGUAGUUCGUUGACUUCACUCCUCAAAAAUCUAGAACCCCGUGUAAGAAUCCAUCUUGUCCAAAUUUGCACAGGUUCCAAUCUAUGGAUUCUCCAAGUGGUGGCAUUGCAUAUAAAGUUGCCAGGUUCAGCCUCUAAGAGGACUUCUGUGUCUUUACGAGUUACACAGAGGGAAGGGAGAACGUCAUCAAGUGUGGCUUCUCUCUUUGUUGCCGCACCUGGCUGAAUUGUCUCGUCUGUACAUCUCUUAAAGAAUCACCCUCAGGAGCUGGGCCUGGCAGUUUCUAAUUCUGCAUGUCUUGUGCCUGUUUUGCAGUACCUGAGGACCAGUGCAAAUGGAAAUGCUUCGCAUCCAUAACUCUGGAUAUGAAACUGAGAACAGGCUGUGGGAUUGCACGCUUGUUUCCCACACUCCUUCUAAGUCUUUUCAGCUACUCAGUUAAUUUAGAGACCUGAUUAGCCCUAAUCCGUUAUUAACACCAUCAGGGACAUCAAUGACCUAUCCAGCAUUCAUAGUGUUACUGGCCACCCCAAUUGCUGCUGGGCAGUAGCAGGAUUCCAGGGGUCUUGGCACAUAACCAGGGUUUGUGUUUCUUGUGGAAAAUGAGGCACAGUGGAGACUCAUGUGUUUGUGAAAUGUGGUUUAUUUUACACUACAGUCAUACCUUGGGUUGAAUUAGCUUCAAGUUAAGUAUUUUCGAGCUGUGCUCUGCGGCGACCCGGAAGUAAUGGAGUGUGUUACUUUUGGGUUUCGCCGCAUGCGCAGACACUCAAAAUGACGUCAUGCGCAUGCGCAGAAGCGGUGAAACAAGACCCGCGCACGCGCAGACACACAGUCGCGUCUUACAUUUACUUCAGGAUGUGAACGGGGCUCCGGAAUGGAUCCUGUUCGUAUCCAGAGGUACCACUGUAUUUAGAACCUGAAUCUUGACACAGAGAGAGAGAGUUCGCAACAUUUACAUCUCCAGAGGGGCUUGUCCUUCCCAGCAGGGCAACAUUGGAUCAAGAGGCAUCCUAAGCACCAUCGCUGUAUCGUGCUGUAACAGCCUGCUCCAACCAGCCAGCAUUUCUGCCGCCCUUCAGUCUCUGCAUGGAGCUCUUCCUGCUCCUUCUUCCCAGAAAAUCCCUGCUCCCCAAACCUCUGUUGUGAAAGGACACCCUCUUUUCCUGGGGUGGUAUCAUGCCCCUUGUGACCCUGACAACCUGCCCCUCUCAAUUCUUCUGUUUCUGUCCACUUCUCAGCUGCGGGAAGAACAGCGCCUGCAUGAGCAAUCGUUCUUAAUGGCCCGGUACUUACGUUUUUUGUGUGUUUUUCAUAAGGGCAUCGCUAUCAGCAAUCUCCUGAACAGGAGAACUGGUUCAGCCUGUAUUUUUCACAGGCCUGGCAUAUUCCCUUCAUAUUCCAAAAAGCAGCUAAAUUUUACCCUAGCUGGAUUAGCUCAGUUGGUGGAGAACCAGACUCUUAAUUCUCUGGGUUUUGACCCCCAUGUUGGGCAAAAUAUUCCUGCGGUCCCUUCCAACUUGACAAUUCUAUGGUUCUAGAUAAAGGUAAAGGGACCCCUGACCAUUAGGUCCAGCCGUGGCCGACUCUGGGGUUGCGGCGCUCAUCUCGCUUUACUGGCCGAGGGAGCUGGCGUACAGCUUCCAGGUCAUGUGGCCAGCAUGACUAAGCCGCUUCUGGCGAACCAGAGCGGCACACGGAAACGCAGAGCGGUACCUAUUUAUCUACUUGCAUUUUGACGUGCUUUCAAACUGCUAGGUUGGCAGGAGCAGGGACCGAGCAACGGGAGCUCACCCCGUCGCGGGGAUUCGAACCGCCAACCUUCUGAUCGGCAAGUCCUAGGCUCUGUGGUUUAACCCACAAUGCCACCCGCGUCUAUGGUUCUAUGACCCUUUAUUAAACUUAUGUAUAUGGAGAGUCUGCACCGCCCCGCCCCCUAAUUCAUAACAAUGCAAAUGUACGAGCACUCAAACCAUAAAGCGAGCACAGGGACAUUGGCUGCCAGCUCUGUCCCCGACAUCCCUGCCUACACAACAGUGCCCAUCCCCUCCUCUUGGACGUAGCCAAGGGGGGGCAGGUAGGGGUAGCUGCCCUCCCUAAAUCAAUAAAAAAUACAGAGAUUAACUGAGGUUCUGCCCCCCCCAACAAAAAGCCUGCCCCCCCAAAAAAAUUCUGGCUAUGCCCAUGCCUCUCCAGUCCAAAAAAGGGGUGGCAUCAGGCUUAUGUCACCAAUGAGCAAGACAGAAAGAGGAAGAGUCUCAACAUGUCGGAUGAAUGGGCUUAGACUCUCCCGUCACACCUUUUGUCGUCUGUAGUGGAAGCACAUACUUCAUGCAGGAAUAAGCACAUGUCCUGAUGCCCUCCAGACAUUGUGGGAUACAAACCACAUCAGCACCAGCAAUCAUGCCCAUUCCAUAGCCCAUUCCUGAGCAACAGCCUCUGGUUAAUGAAUGAGAAGCAGUCCACAAUUGAUUGGGCCUGCAGUAAUAUCCAAAUGAGCCAAGAAUCUUCCAUGCUACACAGAAUAUGGAUACCCGAAGAGCAACUGAGAAGGAGCUCUCUAACGACCGAUAGCCGCUUUUGCAAUCUGCAUGAUCUUUCUGCUUUUGUGGUUCAUAGGGAUUUAGUCUUUGCGUAUUCCCAACAACCAAAGACCAAAUUAAUUAUGCAUUUUCACAGAUUGUGUAUUUUCACCAGCUUUCAGUUAUUUGUAUAGCAGGGGUAGCAAACAUAGUGUACUCCAGAUGCAGCCAUCGUUCCAGACCCUUGGCCAGACCGACUGAGCCUGAUGGGACUUGGAAUCCAACAACGUCUGUAUAGCACCAUGCCAGACCCUCUAAGUGUCCCUGUUUUCCAAGGAAAGUCCCCAGAUAUACAUAAGCCGUCCCAGUUUCUGAUUUGAUCCUGGAACGUCCUGCUUUUCCUCAGAGCAUUCCUAUUUUCAUGGGAGAAAUGUUGGAGGGUAUGGUAGGGUGUCCCAUCUGAAGGCAGCCCUGGUAUACAGAAGUUUUUUAACGUUUAAUGUUUUUAUAUAAGUUUUAUAUAAUGUUUUAUAUAAGUCAAAUGGGUGGGGUAGAAAUAAUAAAAUUAUUGUCAUUAUUAUUCUGGGAUAGGAUGUCCCCAUUUUCAUCAGAGAAAUGUUGGAGUAUGCCAUGCCGACUACCCCUGCUGUAUAAUAUACUACACAAUAGCUGCCUGCAGCCUCUGUUUGUCAGAGAGCACUGCAAGGACUGUUAAUAUAUUACUUGCAAUGCUUCCUAAGGGAAGAGAGGUAUUUGGAUGGACUUCAUGUGAGUUCAAUGAAUCCAUAUACAUACACAAUGGAGAUAAAGCAGGGUUAGCUAAUCUGUUUUAUUGGACUAAUAGUACAAUUGUGCAGACUAUUAAGUUUCAAAGUUCUCUGCAGGACCAUAGUGGACAAAGCAAAUAUACUAAGAACUAAACUAUUCUGAUAGGCCCAGGGCAAAUACUCUUUUAUGCAUCUGUGUUCUGGUUUAUUGACUUGGAAUCAUAAGGCACCAGGUUUGAGCCCGCGUGCAAGUAAAAGUUGUUUCCUGUAACAAAUAGGAUAAUUUUGCUAAUGCAAUGUGCUGGGGGUAGGGGCAUCUUGACCGGGGCUCCUAGCAGUCAGACACCAAACGUUGUCUUCUGUGUCACCAGCACUGUCUUCUGUCUGCAAGCCUUGCAGGCUGAAUGUUGGCUUCAAAAGGCCAUCUAGGUUUCAGUAGCUGCCUUCCUGAAUGUCCAGUCAGUUGACGCCAUGGGAUAGGAAGAGCUCGAUAGGGUUUGUUUUGUAGAUAUGGAAUGGGCCAGCUUCCCAGCUCUCCAAUGAAGCUCAGAGGGGCUUCCAAACGAAACUUUAUAGGCACUCAGUCUGAAUGUGCAAAGGGGAAAGGCACAAGGUAAACUUUCCUCCUCAAUGAUGCUAUGCACCAGGUACACCCCUGACCAAUGCAUAAUCAACUUUAGAAUGAAGGGAGCUGCUUCACCUGCACAUUAGGGUUGGGCGAUAUAUUGAUAUAUCAUCCUAAACAGGUUCAAAGUCCAUAUCAUGAUAUCAUUUUCAUAAUUUCUGACCUGGAAAUAUAUUGCAAAUCAUGAUUGUGUUAGGGCUGGGCCAUAUAUCGUCCUAAACUGGUUCAAAGUCCAUAUUUCAUACUUUUUUAUCUGGCCUAUUUUGCAAAUUAGGGUGGGUAGGUGCUAUGCCACAAUGUUAAAAACCAGCGAAACUGCACACAGGGUUUUCCUCAUUGUUGAAGGUUCCCAUUCCCAUGUUGGAAACUCUAUGCACCAAUUAGCUUCAGCAGGGAAGGGCAUUCAAGAGCAUCACUGAGGGUGAAGGGCUGAUGGUUCCCACUUGCCAUUUCACACAUUCAGCUGAAUGCACAAGGAGUGCUUAAGAGCUAAGUGUAUUAUUAGUAAUAUUAUUAUCAGAAUUAGAAUUUGUAAACCGCCCUAUACCCAGAGGUCUCAGGACGGUUCACAGAACGAAAUCAAAAUAUAAAACCACAAAAUACAUAAUCAAAAUGAAAACAAUAACACCCCCAAGUGUAUAGAAUUGCAACUAUACAGCGAAGCAGAAUAAAGCAAAGCAGAAUGAAGCGAAGUUGUUUUAAGUCCUUCAACGUAAACCCAGCUGAGAGCAGCAGGACUUGAGGAAUCUAUUAUCACAGAACAAGGAGACCCUGUCCCCUCCAGAGAUGCCUCUCAUUUUACUGUCAUCAAAGAACAAUUUGUGAAGGAGGAGGGGGAGAAUAACAAUGCGACAUCACAAUCCGAAAGGCCGGAUGGUGGAGAAGAAUGAACAUUUCCCCUGUCCAUUGCAUCCAUAGCACAAAAAAAGUAUUUUGGAGACUUAUGCAUGCUAAGUGAAAUACCGUUAUUAUACUGUAGUUGCUCAAUGUUAUGUAGGGGAAAUAAAUUUUAUUGCAAUAAUAAUAAUAAUAAUAAUAAUAAUAAUAAUAAUAAUUUAUUAUUUAUACCCCGCCCAUCUGGCUGGGCUUCCCCGGCCACUCUGGGUGGCUUCCAAAAGAAUAUUAAAAUAAUAUAAUACAUCAAACAUUAAAAGCUUCCCGAAACAGGGCUGCCUUCAGAUGUCUUCUAAAAGCCUGGUAGUUGUUGUUCUCUUUGACAUCUGGUGGGAGGGUGUUCCACAGGGAAGGCGCCACUACCGAGAAGGCCCUCUGCCUGGUUCCCUGUAACUUGGCUUCUCGCAGUGAGGGAACCGCCAGAAGGCCCUCGGUGCUGGACCUCAGCGUCCGGGUAGAACGAUGGGGGUGGAGACGCUCCUUCAGAUAUACUGGACCAAGGCCGUUUAGGGCUUUAAAGGUCAGCACCAACACUUUGAAUUGUGCUCGGAAACGUACUGGGAGCCAAUGUAGGUCUUUCAAGACCGGUGUUAUGUGGUCUCUGCGGCCGCUCCCAGUCACCAGUCUAGCUGCCGCAUUCUGGAUUAGUUGUAGUUUCCGGGUCACCUUCAAAGGUAGCCCCACGUACAGCGCAUUGCAGUAAUCCAAGCGGGAGAUAACCAGAGCAUGCACCACUCUGGCGAGGCAGUCCGCAGGCAGAUAGGGUCUCAGCCUGCGUACCAGAUGGAGCUGGUAAACAGCUGCCCUGGACACAGAUUUGACCUGUGCCUCCAUGGACAGCUGUGAGUCCAAAAUGACUCCCAGGCUGCGCACCUGGUCCUUCAGGGGCACAGUUACCCCAUUCAGGAGCAGGGAAUCCUCCACACCUGCCCGCCUCCUGUCCCCCCAAAACAGUACUUCUGUCUUGUCAGGAUUCAACCUCAAUCUGUUAGCCGCCAUCCAACCUCCAACCGCCUCCAGGCACUCACACAGGACCUUCACUGCCUUCACUGGUUCUGAUUUGAAAGAGAGGUAGAGCUGGGUAUCAUCCGCAUACUGAUGAACACCCAGCCCAAGACAGGGACUCAAGAUAAAUAAAUAAAUAAAUGUAACAGGAAUAUGUAAGAGUAUGUUCUGACACGUUAAAAGAAUAAGCCACAUACAAAGAGAACAAGAAAAACGAGCCACAGGAAAUUGCACAUUAGGAUAUGCGUGACUCUGCAAUGGGUUCAAUGAAGUUACACAAGUGUUUUAAGGAACUUCAAGUGUUUAAUGAGUCAUUCACAAGCAACAGUAUAUUCACCUGCCAGCUGGAUUUGGGUGCUGGUUCCUUUAAAUGACUGGAUUACAUUUUUAUUUUUACAUUAAUUCAAUACCAUUUUAAUACUGUAUGUUAAUACACCAUGGGAACCUCUUGAGUUAGUCAGUAAGAUGCCAGUUUUAGAAAUAAAUAAAUGAAAUAUUGUUGAAAAGUUGGCAAUCCUCUUAACCCUUAUUUCUGGAUGUAAGAGCAUUCCCAAAUUCUUUAAUCUGGAAUAAAACAGACUAGGGACUCAGCUACAUUACUAAAAAAAAAAAUCCAGCGCUUUGAAUGUGUUAUGAACAUAGAAAACCAGGUAGCAUCAGAGAGCAAGGAAUGUUUCUUUGCAAUGUUACAUAGCAUGUUGUUGUUUUUGUGUCAUAACAAUUUAAUUUCUGAUUUAUUUAUAGUGUUCCCCCCCCCUGUGUGUAGAUCCACCCUAGUAUGGGAUGAGAAGAAAUUGCUGAAAAAAGCAUAUGUCAAUGCUUCAUUAAUUCAGUGAACAAAGUCAGUUAACCUGAUGAUACAAUAAUGCAAAUAGAGUACUGGGGAUUCUGCUUCCUAUUUGUCGCUGCUGGCACAAUCUCAAGAUUAAAAUGAUUUGCCAGGUUUUACCAAAGAUUAAUACAAUCAUAGUGUCUAAGGCUGCAGCCCUAUAGUCACCUUCCUGGGAGCACGUCUCAUUCAAUGGACAUGUUGCGGAGCAUAAUUUUGUCAUCGUUACUCACACUUUCACAUGUGUUCAGCCAUAAGUCCAUUCCAUUCUAUCCCCACAUUCGUCUGCAAAUUUUUAAAUUGCUUUAGCUUUUAAACACCUGCUGAAAACUUUUCUAUUCUGCCACGCUUAUCCAGGCAAUAAAGAAUAAAUCUCUCCACAAUGGUUAAUCAAUGUCUGUUUUUAACUUUUUAAUAUGGUUUUACAAUGUGGUUUUAAGUAUUCUUGUCAGAAUAUAUUUUAUCCCAAAAUAAGCAUUUUAAAAGUUGUUUUCAUAAUGUUUUGGGCAAAGAACUAUUGCAGUAGAAGUAACCCGCAACUUAAGUGCAUUUAACUUGUGCACAUUCAGCUUUACAGGCUUGGCAAAAAAAGGGAAGAAAAUCAAAAAGGAAAAAAGACUUUAGCAAUCCCACCUGCCAUUGAACCCAAUGUGUUAUGACAAUACCUGGUUUUGGCUUUAGGCACUAUGCCCAGAACAUAACCCCAGCAUAAGUCGAGAGUCACCUGUAUUCAGGAAAAGUCUGAUGGAGAACUAUUUUUCAGUUCAUACAUUAGCUGAGGAGGUUGGGGGCUGGGUCAGUUCAAUUUGCAAUGUAUGAAUUCCUCAAGCAUCCUCAAACUGGUGUUGUGGAAGUUAUGCAACCUGGUGUUAUUGAAGCAACUGAAGGUAAUGUAAUACAGGAAACAGUAGCAUGAUCAGAUAUGACAUUCAUCAAGGAGUGGAGUGGGGUUGGGGAUCAGAAAAUGCAACCUUGUGGAUUCCUUAAGAAAAGACACAAGGGCCCCUAUUUUGAUUUCUGAUAGGGCUCUUAACAGCCCCCUGGUGCACAAGCAGUUAGUGAGACAAGCUUUUUCUGGCAUAGAGAUAUUUUAAAAAGGAGAAAUUCACCUGUUUAAAAAGCGUUUGGUUUUCUAGCAGCUGUUAGAGAGGCAAAAUGCAUGGGCAGGGGAGAAAUGGACUUAUAAUGAAACCAGGCUAAUGACACUUAGCCUGAGAGCAACAUCAAUACACAUGCGUCUGUUGACAUUGUGUCAUUCAAGCCAAGUUGGAUGUGAGCACUGUCUACCAGUUUAGCUAAGUUCAAGGUGCUGGUGGUAUACAAAGCCCUAUACAGCUUUGGACAAGGUUAUCUAAAAGAUCAUCUUACGCCUUAUAUAUCCAAGGGGUUACUCUACUCCGCAGGAGACGGUCUCCUGAAGAUAGCAUCUUAUAAAAAGGUCCACUCUGUAGAAUGGAGAAACUGAGCCUACAUUUUGGAACAUCUUCCCAUGACAUACCAUGUUUUUAAAUGCCUGUCUGUUUGUGGGUUUUGGUAAAGGGUUUUGUUUUUUGUUGAUAAAGGCUUUUUAAAUCAACAGAUAACAACAAAUGAAUAUCCAAAGAUGAAAAACUGUAAAAUAGGCAUGAGUUGCAUGUGAGUUAAAAUAACAAACUCCAAGUGAAGACUAUUGGUGUUAUCAGAUCAUCAAGUAUAGCUUCAGAUUUGCCAUUAGGGUUGGCUUGAAAAUGGCGGCUCCCCUUUAUAUGUCACAAAAGAAUGCCCAAUUGUAUAAAAAGUGUCUUAUUGAAAUCUCAAAUAACGGGUGAUUUUCUCUGCUAUGGCUAUAUCCCAGAGUGAGUGCUAUCAAGCAUCCAGCGCAAGAUUUUGGGCUGUUUUCCACUGAGUCGCAAUUACUCUUUGUGCUGCCAAUAUCAUAUAUAUUCUUUUGACAAUGUACCUGCAUUGGCAUCAUCCGAAAUAUUCAGUAACAUUAAUUUUGGACAACAAGCAAGUUUCUUUAGUAAUACUUCCCAACUUUGUCCAAAUUAAAAUUCCAAAAAUCCCUAUUUUCUUCUGAGAAAUGUUGGAGGGUUUGGAGUUAUCCCACCUCCAUGCCAUCUGAAGGCAGCCCUGUAUGGGGAGGUUGCUUUAAAUGUUUUAUUGUAUUAUUAAUUAUGUUGGGAGCUGCCCAGAGUGGCUGGAGCAACUGGCGGGUAUGUCCCCAUGCUUAUACAGUGGUGCCCCGCAAGACGAAUGCCUCGCAAGACGGAAAACCCGCUAGACGAAAGGGUUUUCCGUUUUGGAGGUGCUUCGCAGGACGAAUUCUCCUAUGGGCUUGCUUCGCAAGACGAAAAUGUCUUGCGAGUCUAGAGAUUUUUUCGCUUUCCCCCCCCUUUAUCUAAUCUGCUAAGCCUUUAAUAGCCUUUAAUAGCCUUUUAGCAGCUAAUCCACUAAGCCUUUAAGCCUUUAAUAGCCGCUAAACCGCUAAUAGCGCUAAUCCGUUAAGCCGCUAAUAGGGUUGCUUCGCAAGACGAAAAAACCGCUAGACGAAGACUCUCGCGGAACGGAUUAAUUUCGUCUUGCGAGGCACCACUGUAUUGUGGAAGUGCUUUGAGGUGUUUCACCGGAAGCAAUCCAGAAAUGGAACUAGGCUUCCCACAUGUCAGGCAAUUCCUGGUUUUCAUGUGUAAACACAGUGUCAGGGGGGGAAACCUGGAAGUUGAAAAUCACAAUUUUGGCGGGAGGUUUGGGUUUGUACCCAAUUUUGGUGGUGCUUUCCUUUAAAAAAAAAAAACAGCUCAUCAACUUUGUUGGCACCCUUCAAAAAGGAAACUUUGCAGGUGUCUGGAACUUUACUUUUGGAAAUACGGCAACCCUAAACCGAACGAAAUAAGCAGCUAGGGUUGCCGGAUUUCAAAAAGUAAAAACCAGGUCACCCCAAAAGUUGUUGAGGGUUUUUUUUCUUUUUGGGAAGACCACCCAACAUGGUUGAGUUGUUGUUUUUUCUGGAAACCCCCAAAACGGCUGUGCUUUAGUUUCUUUCUAGGAAACCCCUGAAAGCUUUCGAGCUUUUAUUUAUUUAUUUUUAGACCCACCCCCAAGAACUUGUUGAGCACUUUUCUUUUCUUUUCCCCUCAAAAGCGGCAUCCCCCUCCUCAAAAAAAAAAAAGGCGGGAAAAUACUAACGAAGGCCUUUCCCCUCACGAGGCCUUUCCUCAGCCAACGGGGACAGCUCGCCCCCCCCCCCGCCCCCCGCCAACCGCCGCCUUCUGGAAUGUUCUCGCGCGGGGAAUACCCGACAUGCCCCGCGCUACCGCGCUCUUCCCGGGCACGUUUUGGGCCACCGGCUCCCUCUCAGAGGAGCUCGUCGGGCCGGUUUCCUUUCUUCUUCCUCCUCCUCCUUCCCUCCAGCCUCGCCGGGACUCGCUCUGCGGGUUGAGAAUGGGACGGGCCUUCGCCGGGGCUUUCCCUCCCUUUCUCCUCCUCGGUGGCGAACGGAGACCGGUCGAAACUCGCUCAGGUUAGCGAGGCUGAGGCGCGCGCGGGGCGGUGGGGGGGGCGGGGCUGCGAAACUUCUCCUCCUCCUCUCUCUUUCUCUCCUUCUUUCUUUUCUUCCUCGGAGGAUGCGGAGCGCCGUGAGGUGACAGGAAGCAGGGAGGAGGGGAAGAGGGCGAAAGUUUCUAGCCCCCGCCAGGAGUGGGUUGGCCGUGAGGGGAAAAGGGGGAAACGGGAGUCCGGCUUCCCCUUUCCGAAUGGUGCUCCUCCUCAUGACUGACCUCCAGCACGACGGGGCCGCCGCUAAAAAGGAAAAAGCUGCCUUGACCCAGUAAGUAGCCUUUCCUCACCACCACGUAGCUGCAGCCACCUGUUCCCGUCGCCAGGCUGGCCAUCUUUUCCCAGAGGACGCUUCGGACGGCCGCUCAAAAUAAGUCUCUCCAAGUUGGACCCCUGGGGGGGAAAGGGGGACAUGUGGGGGGUCGGGGGGACAUUCGGGGGGGGGAGGACACAUGGCCACCCUGUCACAAGGGGAUGUGCGCUUUCUUUUGGGGGGGGGAGAAACCUUGGGGGGGGGGCUUUAUGGAAAAGUUCUUUAAAAAAACAAACCCAUAUGCAAAUACUUUGCCAUUAGCAAUAGCUUUGAUGAAUCAUGGUCGACCAUUAAAACAACCCCCCCUGCAUGGUGGUGUAUUUUAGGUAGCUCUCUUUUUUUGCGAUUUUGCAACAACUUUGCGCAAAACAUAACUAAAAACAGCUCAACAACUCUGCCCCCCACCCCCCAAAAAGGAAAAAGGUCAAUGACUCCGGGCAAAACUAAUAAACGCCCCCCCCCCCCCGCCAAAAGCUCAACAAUUUGCCAACUUUUCUGUCCGGAUUUUCACUGUUUGAAAUAUGGCAACCCUGUCUAUGAUUAUCCUUUAAUGCUGUGUAUUUUAACACUCCUUCUAUAUGUGUAUGUACACACACACACACAUACAUCCUGAGUUAUUAGCCUUAAUGCGUCUCUACUGUUGCUGAUAUUUCAAAUGCUGCUCACAUUUUUGUGCUAUUCUAAUGGCUCUUCAGAUGUUCUGCAAAAGCAUUCCAAUCCUCAGACAAGUUUUCUGCGGACUACUCUGCCACUUGUCUGACUUGACGUUUGUGUUCUUUGUACAGAAGUAACUUCUCAGAACUAAGCCACAGCGCUCUCAUGCUGGUUUUGCCAGUGUUUGUGGGAAUUGGUUGUCGUGGCAAUUUUUGUUCAUGUUUAUAUUUAACUCGUUUGGGGGCCACAGCCCUGUCUGGCUAUUUGUGUAGUUCAAAAGGUUGCCCAAAUUGGUUAGUACAGAGUGGUUUUGAUUUGUCACAGCAAUGAAAUGGGAUGUGGUGCUCUCCCCCAAAGAGGCUGCAGCAAGAUGGUUUAGGUGGUUUGAUGACUGCAACAGUGGUGCUCCUAGCUUGUAGUGGGAUGGCGUGUAAAAGUCCAUUAUGCUAAGUUUGGUUCAGUCUGUUGCCACAUGUUAUGUACAUAAAUCAGUAACUUUUCACUGGAUAGUUCAUUGCAAAUUGGCUCCAUCAUAAGCACUGUACAUAUUUACCAGGUGAUAAGCAUUCAGACUGUGGCUUGAUUUAUGAUCCAUCUCACACGUUUGCCAGUCGCCACUUAACACUUAGUAAUAAAUAGACACAAACGUGCUGUUCCUUGGUCUGUUUCUCACAUAGAGAACUGAGGCUUGGAUUGGGUUGGGUGGCAUCGUAGGGAUUUGUUUUAUAUUCGGACAUAUAGGUGAACACAGCAUAAGAAAGCUAAACUAUACAAAGCUCUGGGUAGGUAGGUAGUAUGGCAGCUUGAAUUGAUGCAACAGGAUGCCUCGUUUAUUUGGACACUGAUUUAAAACUGACAGCGAAGGAAAUACGUGUGUAGACAUGUCCUAGAUAGUUGACGUUCAUGUCAAUGGCUAAUUCAGCUAUAAUUAAGUUAUGAAUUAAAUCUUGCAUUCUCCGUAGGAUUUCUACCCAGUUGUAAGAUGUAAUUUUCUAAAUCAUCGACAGAGCUUAAUUUGAGAUAUGGCACUGGCUGGGAUUCAGGAUUGUCUGGAAUCUGCCUUCUGCUUUGGUUGCUACUCCUCUACUUGGCAUGUUCAGUAGAGGCAUUUGAUAAAUUCGCCCUUUCCUGGCUAAGUUCUGCCAUUAAAAACAGCUUAACAGUUUCUACAUUUAAUUUUGUUUAAAAAGACACACACAGUUUCUAUGCUGUAUGUGUGCUCUUGUUUUAGAUAGCCCCAAACACAUUGUCUGGCAGCAGAGGCUUGUAUCUAGAAGAGGCAAAUAAAAUAGACUUGCACACUUCCAUUCCAUUUGCCAGGCAACCCAAGGAAAAGUCUCUUUGGUACAACUCGUGUUUGGCACCUUAGUCUGCAAGGCUUAAGUCAAACACUUGUCUGGCAACCUUCAGGAUAGGAUUUGAGGGACUGGUAGAAACCUGCCUUGAGAGAGCCUUUGAGUAUUGCUUGUGAUGUUGUGGUGGGCAUCCUGCAAGAGUGCUAAAGAGUAAUUCAGGGGGAGAGACCAGCUACUGAUGCAGGGACAAUGGGGCAAAACACCCCCACUGCACCCAGUGCUGUUUGCAGCAGGAUCUUGGAUUGUGUUUUCCAAAGAACUACCAUGUGUUAUUUCUUUUAAUGGAGGUAGUUCAAAUUAAUAGGUCAGUGUUUGUAUCCUGUACACACACACACACACACACACACACAAAUAUCCUACACACACACACACACACACACAAAUUGAAAUGGUGAAAUAAUCAAUAUAAUUGAUUAUUGGGGGGGCUCCACCCCCAUCAUUCAGCCCGAACACUGAGGUCCACCUCCAAAGGUCUUCUGGCAGUUCCCUCACCGCAAGAAGUGAAGUUAUAGGGAACCAGGCAGAGGACCUUCUCGACAGUGGCACCCACCUUGUGUAAUGCCCUCCCAUCAGAUGUCAAAGGGAUAAAGAACUACACAACUUUUAGAAGACAUCUGAAGGCAGCCCUGUAAUGUUUAAUGUUUUAUUAUGUUUUUAUAGUUUGCUGGAAGCUGCCUAGAGUGGCCGGGGAAACAAAGCCAGAUGGGUGGGGUAUUCCAUUAUUAUUAUUAUUAUUAUUAUUAUUAUUAUUUGCACCGGGGUCAGUUGAUGGGCUUAGUAGUGCCAGUGUAUUAAGAUUCUAAUACUCACAGCACAAAUAUAUCUCAUCAAGCACUAGAUGGGAGCCACUGAGAUAGAUUUCGGAGACACGAAAUUUAAAGAGCUUGUGUGUAGAAGAAGGUGCACAAAUGCAUGCGCAGAUGGAAACAGUAGCUCGCAUAUGCAUGAAUGCCCUAUGCGAACACAGGCUAUAAGCAGCCUAUAAAGGAGCAACCACAAAAUGUAAGAGGGCCCAUCCAUCUCUAGCUCCCCUGUAAUUCAAGCCCUGAACAUUAGUGGAUCUUGAUAGGCAGCCAGAAUAAGUGAAGCAGUGUAGAUCUGGAGACCAAUUGCCCUUCUUACAAAGGGAGACGUGGUAGAAAGAUCCUUGCAGGGCGGGGAGAUAUAGGGUCCUUGGAUGUAGAUGGGGCCAAAUGGUGCAUCCCUAUACCUUUCUAGACAUCAAGUGGGGCAUCAGCACUUCCAGGUUUUCUAAGAAGAUAACUUCAAAAUGGAGUUUGGUAGAGGAUCACAUCUGUCAAUUUCUGUCCCCUGUUUACUCUGUUGUUCAAGCAUGCACUAGAUUAGUGGUGAUGGUGAAAGAGCCAGAAGGUUCAUAGCUUACUGCUCUGCCUUUUAUCUUCUUUUAUCUAGCUCUUGUCAUUUCCUCCUCUAUCCGGAUAAAACCUGUCAUGUAGAAGACUUCCAUUUGUCUGAAAAAAGCUCUUAAAGAGUAUGAAUGCCUAACAUAUUUGUCUCAAGAAACUUAACCGUGUAAAAAAACCUGUCACUUGAAGGUCAGUUUCUCUCUGCGAAUGUGAAGAACUUCAAAGCUUCUUGUAAAUUUAGUGGCUUGCCCUGCUGCUGCUGCUGCUGCUGCUGUUGUUGUUGUUGUAGUAACAUAUGGUCAAUCAUGUUAGGCUUCCACCUCUGUGUCCAGUCCAGAUGAGGUUACAGCCUCAGGUGGGGAGAGGUAGGCGUUUAAACUCUAAAUACAGCAAAUCAUGCCUCACACUAGAGAUCACCAGUUUAAUUCCAGGUGUCAUCUAAAGUGGCAGGUGUUUACUUGCAGGCUGUGUUCCUCCUAUAUUUCUCCUGGCAGGUUGUGCGGAGAACUACAUACACAACUAAGCUUUUAUGUCGCCUUGGAGCAAAUAAUAAUAAUAAUAUUAAACAUGCUGCUGUCAAUUUGUAGUUUGAUCAGCGCUUGGCACAUUCUGUAGUGAUGGCCCACUUAGGCUGCAAUCCUAGGCACAGUUAGCUGAGAGUAGCAAUGGAAGGAUCUGUCAAUUUCAGUUUAUCAUUUUUCGAACCUUAAAUUCAGUUCUGUAUAUUUCUGCAGCAAUUUGCGAACUUCCUUUUUUAAACUCCUCAUGCAAAUUCUUCGUGUUUUUAGUGUGAAUUUAUCCUAAUAAACACAUUUUUGUAUGCAGUUUUGACUAAUGUACACAUUUUUGCCAUCAAUUUCUCCAAAUAUAUGUUAUUUUCACUAAUAUAUUCAUUUCUGUGCACAAUUUCUCCUAAUAUUGCAUGGAGGGAAUGGAGAACUGGAUUGCAAAAUUUAGAUAAGUGCAAAUUUUGAAAGAUGGCUAUGUUUUAGUUCUUGUAUUGCUUUGGAAAGUGGGAAUUUGAUAUAUUCGGCUUUAAACGUGAACUGAUUUGAAUUUCUCCCUGAUCCCUAACUUUGAGGAAAUCCUACUGAAUUCAGUGAGGCUUAACCUCUAAGUAGGUGCACACAGGAUUGCACUGUUAGACAACAUGUACAUGAGUAGCCAACUUGAUGCCACCCACGUGCUAUUGGACUCCAGCUUUCAUCAGCCCCAGAAAACAUGGUGAAUGAUCAGAGGUGGCAGUCCAGCAGCAAAUGGAGGGCAUCACAUUGACUACACCUGCUCUAAGGAACUGAAAAAUACUUGAUAAAAAUUGAAAGUAAAUUUUCCAAAAUGAACAGAGGGCAAAAUUAGCAGGCAAAUUAUAUCUAAUGUGAAAUAUCCAGUGUAAAUAGUCUACAUUGUCUCUUACACCUUUUAACUUGUCAUUCUUGCAGUCAGGAAUCAUUGUGCCCUAGAUAUGAAAGUAACUGGAUGCAUCCCCAUAAUCAGAGGUUUGUGCUCAGGCUGUUUACUUAUUUUUAUCAUGCAAAUUUCUAACCUAAUCUAGAUCAGAGUCAGGGAACCUGUGGCACACCAGACAUAGUUGAAUCACAAAUCCCAUCAUCCCUGGCCAUUAAACAUGCUGUCUGUGAUUGAUGCAAACUGUGGUCCUGCAAUAUUUUAAGGAUCACGAGGUUAUGGGCACAACAACAGAAUGUUUGGGUGCGCUUUUUUAAUAAAAAGAAUACAAAGCUGAAAAUGAAUGAACUGCAGCUAAAAUGUUAUGUUCAUUUUUCACAUGGUCUGGUCCUUCCCCUGCCCCCCUCCCUAAUAUUCUUAAGAGGGUCUCUUCUCCGGUCUUUGGAAAGUAGCUGGAAGUGGGUAAGCAGAAAAGGGUCCUCCUUUCCUUCCACUCUGCAGUUUUAAUCUGAAAUCUUAGGCGCAGUACUUCGCUCAAAGCUCAGAAACUGCUUGCACUAGUGAAAUUCCCUUUUGCAAAAUGCGCCUAGAACAAUAGGAGUUUUGAAUAUUGAUCUAAAUUUAGGGGCACCACUUACAGGGCACAUGAAAAGGCCACAGACAGUCCUUUGCUGAAUAUUUGUCACUAUAGAAGACACUCUUACUGAAAUAAGUUAAUAAUAUAUUUGGUAUUUGAGCUAGUCCUCUUUCCAAUAUAGAAACUAAACCACUACCACUCAAAAAGACCAGGACAGAAACAUCACAAUUAAUUUGGCAUAUAAAUCAAACAAAAACUCCCCAUGUUCAUGUUAUUAUGUAUCAGGUGCUGUUAAUAUACAUGGAAAUUUAACAAGUAACAUAUGAAGUCACUGUGUCAAGGACUUUAAAAGUUGAUGGUGAAAAAGAUAGAAGUUGGGGAAGGGAAACAACAACAACAGGGAGAGGAAGACAUGAGAGUAGCUAGGAUACAUAUUUGCAUCUCAAAUAUUUCCACGAACCUAGUAGCGUGUAGAUUGGUUUAUGCACAAAUGAUCUUAAGAGUGCUUGCCAACCUCUUCCCCCCGCCCCGUGUGUCCAGCAACAUUUGAAGCAGGAAAAUUCUGCUGUUUAUGCAGUCUGCUAUCCUACUAACAGUGUUUUGAAUCAGGCUCUGUUCUUGUCAUAUGAGCAAAAGUAAACAACUUUGAAAAAACAACCCCACCACAGAUACACACAGAAAUUCCAUUUAUAAAGUCAAACAACAGCAAGUGGAAACUCAGCUCAUGGGGUUAAUGGUUCCACACAUAAGGGUCCUUGUUAGAAUUUCUUUAAACCAUUCACUCUAAUUCUGUUAAAUCACUUGACUGCAUUGCUAUAUCAGUGUUUACUGUAAAUAUUCCAUAAAUAUCUAUAGUGAUACGUUGCCUAUAUUAAAUAAUUUCUAUGUUAAAAAUAAUCAGGUCAUAUGAGCAUUGUAUUUUAUUUGGAGGUCCAACAUCUGCCUGCAUGAUUGGAUCUGAUGCCUGUGCUCAUUUUGGUCUGCCAUUCUUGCUAGAACAGUCAGCAGGUACAGGGGGGAACCUGGGGUCUUCCCAGUGGUUCUGGACUCCGACUUCCAUCAGCCCUAGUCAGCAUGGACAAUGACAAGGAAUUGUGAGAACAUCUGGAGGGCCACAGAUUACACAUCCCUGGAGUAGGACACCUUAGCAUUCAGGUCACAGGAGCUGAUGUGAGAGCACUGCAGUGAAUAUCAGAGCUUUAUUCUGCUGCAUUUCCUGCAGAUCAUGGGAACACAUUAGUCAGCUGAGCAGAUGGGAUUCCAUUGACCCAUUACUCACAGGCACACUUCUCAGCUUUUGCUAAUUAUAUGUUAAGAGGUGCACUUCAUUGUUUCGAGACAGAAAAGUUGUUGUUUUAGUGUCUGUCUGGUAUGGUGGUUUUAUACAGAAACCAGUACAGUAGUACCUCAGUUUACGAACUUAAUCCAUUCCGGAAGUCCAUUUUUAAACUGAAACUGUUCUUAAACUGAGGCGCGCUUUCCCUAAAGAGGCCUCCCGCCACUGGUGCCCUUCUACUGUUCGGAUUCCAUUCUUAGACCGAGGUAAGGUUUGCAAAGCAGGACACGUACUUCCAGUUUUGCGGAGUUCAUAAACCGAAUCAUUCGUAAACAGAACUGUUCUUAAACCAAGGUACCACUGUAUCUUGUUUGUUGCAGUUAUAUCCCACAUUUUUCUCCAAGGAGGUCAAGGUGGCAUACAGAGUUCACCUCUCCUUAUUUAAUUCCCACAGCAACCCUGUGAGGUAGGUUACGCUGAGAGUUAGUGACUAGCCCAAGGUCACCCAAGUGAGCCUCGCAUCCAAGUGAGGAUUUGAACCCUGAUCUCCAAGGUCCUAGACAGACUCUAUAACUGCUAUGCCACACUGGCUCUGACAUUUUUUGGUGAGUCUGGUUUCAAAAAUUUUGUUGAGGUGUUGUUUUUGUUUGUAUUUGCAUAUAUCACUCAAGCAGAUUGCCUACUGCCUUGAUCCAUUCAGCCUGGAGAAUCCCAACAAACAUGAACUAUUAUGCUGCAAUCCUAAACAUAAUGGAACUUACUUCUGAAUAAACACACACAGGAUUGCACUGUUAGUUUGAUUUGUGUUCUUUUAAAUGAGUUGUUUAUUUAUAUCGGCAUUUGGAUGCACGUAUAGCCCUAGUCAUGCAUUUACUUACAUGUAGGACUUUUGUGUGCAGCAGGUGGUGUGGAGUUGUUGCUUCUCCCCAGUUUUGCAUGCUGAGUGCAAAGGUCUGAACGGAAUCUUUCAUGAAAUCAACUGUUUGCCUAGAGGGCAUCCAUGGAAGCAACUGGGUAUGUCACUCACCUGGAGUCCCUAUUCACAAGCAGAUGCUUGUGCAAAGGUUUUCAGAUCACCAUGCUCAACAUGCAAAGGUUGCAAGUGGGGCCAGGAGUACACAUGAGUAAAUGCAUGAAUAGUGCCUUCCCAGGUCAAGAAUUAAGAGGUACUCCUGCUGCUUAAUUACUGUGUGUCUAUAAUGUAGUUAAUGCGCUGUGCAUCUAAUGAGCAGCUGCCCACUUAAUUCCUGAAACCACCUCCACAAAACCAAUCUCUUAAAUUGUUAUGUGUUUCCUUCAGGUUGUUUCAUCUUCUCCUUUCCUACAGAGAGAGGGCAUGCUAAAUUGUUGUGCAUGUUUCAAAGGAUCGGCUUGUAUAAUGGAUACUGAAUUUGGCUCUGACAUUGUCACACAAAUAAAAGGGUCAGUUUCUGUAUUCCAUCUUGCAAACAAACAAAUUCUUGUUCAUCUACAGUACCGGAUGAGUUACAGAGGCGAAACAAAAAUAAAUUUCAGUAGAAAUUUGAACAUGUAUACUACAGAGACCAGUGUAACAGUCAAGCAGCAUAAACAAAAAUAUCACUGACAGUUGGGGUUCCCAUCCCCAUGUUGAAAGCCCUAUAUGCAAGUAAGACAGCUCCCUGAAGACUAACACUGAUCACGUAUUGGUUGGGGAAUGAGCCCAGCUGAUACAGCAACAUCAAAGGGGUGGGACUCCCCGCAUAAAUUCCCACUGGCCCCUUUGCACUUUUCAGUCUGAAUGCCUGAAAAGGGAUAUAGUCAGACCUAUUGUGAGCCAUGGUAUAACACCAGAAAUGUGGAAAAUAUAAUUUAAGAAUCACAAGAGAAACUUUUCUUUCAAGAUUUGUAAUAUUGAAUGGGAUUGGAUCAGUAUUAGAAAUUUGCCAGGUGCCAGGCUCAUUUUGUAACUGGCACAGGUCCAGUUGCGACCGUGUAGAGAUUUCUAAGUGCCAGGUUGGAGACUGGGGAAAGCAAAACGUCACAUAGAGAAGGAUCUGAAAUAUUUUCCUUGAGGCUUGAAUUUGUUUUAUUCUGAAUUGUUUUGUUUGAUGUUUUAAUGUGUUGUAAAUGGCUUUGAGAUUCGUUCUUUAAAAUAUAAAGUCAUACAAAUAAUAACGACAACAACCAAUAAUUUCCAUCAGGUGGGCAGGAACAGGCGCAUAGACAUUCCAUUGUGGUGACCGUAACCUAGGUUUAAGGUGCCAUUUAGUGUUUAGCUUAUAUAUCUGAGUUUCUAACACUGGAUUGAAUCAUGGUGCUUGUGUUGUAAGUCUGUACUAGGAACCCAAAAUGAUACACUGACAGUGCCAUGGAUUUUACAUUAGAUCGGCCCUAAGAUAAAGGAGGGAAAGCAACAGGUUUGAGGAGGGCCUCAAUGAAUGAAUGGACGCCUCACUCUGAGGAUGGGGUCCUUCCUCAGAGUGAGGCAUUAUUGGUAUCUGCCACCACUAGUUUCCCAUGACAGUGUCAAAUGCAUCUUGAAAUUCAAAUUUGAACCAAGAUUUGCCACCCUCACAAUGUAGAAGUGGAUCCAGGAAUCUUUACAGCCACUAUCCCCACAAUGCUUUGCUCUGAGAAAGGAAGCCUUCCUCAGAGUGAGGAGUGGUGGUUCAGGAGAGCCCCGUUAGAGUGCUGGUGAUGGCACUUCCUUGUGGGUGACAGUGGCUAUAGUAGCCAGUGGGGAGGCAGCCAGCUAUGGUGACGGUGGCAGUGACAGGCAACCCCAUCUGUGUUGGACGGGAAUGCAGCCUGCCAGUCUUCUCAUUUGCUACCUGAACCCUGAGGCUACUUCAUUAUAGUUUGGAUAACUAUUUUUAAAAAUCCAUAAAUUUUGGAUUGUGGGCAAAUUUCACUGAAAUCUUAACUUUGAAGAAAGCUUUGUAGUUUGUUGCCUCCUGCAAAUGUAUAUGGAUGUCCUUUUUUGAAUAGUCCUCCUUUUAUUCACACAUCAGAUUAUUAGUAUGCUUUUGAGGUGUCUUAAUAUAAAAGAGAUUUUAUAGUUCCUGAUGCUUUUCUAAAAUUAAAGAGUUAGUGAGUUGUUAAUUUCAUAUCCUUGGUUAAAAAAACUGGUAACUUUUAGUGAACGCAUCUUCAUUGUAGGCAUGUUUCCACCAACUAGUAUAUCUGCAACGUACAUAUUGUAUUAGGAUGUGAAAGGCUAGUGUUUCAUUAUAGAUUGGCUGUCAACAGUGGCAUGUAAGUCUUUGGAAAUAGUUGACAGUUAUAUCCCAGAGCAAGAUUUACCCAUGAUGAAUCAAUUUCCUCUUUUUACAAAAUACUUCAUUAUUUUGUAUGAGUUAUAAAUUUCACUUCCUGUUUAGAUAAUUUUGUGGGUUUUGUUUUUUUUAAUUGCUCACAUAGAUUGCUGUUUCAAAAGCUUUUGUAAUCCUGGCAUUAAUGUUACUCUGUAAGUGAAGAAAUGUCUUCCCAUUCUUGGAUGAGCUAAUUAUUCAGUCAUCAUUUUAAAUUAUGAUAGUUAUCUGUGAGUUAAUAUGUGCAGCUUCACACAUACAGCUGCUGGACAAAUAGGUGCCUAUCCUACAAGGUAUUUAAUGAAGGUUAAGAGCAAGUUACCUCAUAUGCAAAGCAAUAAGAUUAAUUUAUACAGGGGUUAUAUUUAAAAACAAAACAUUAGAGUGUUUUGUUUACCCCCAAUGCUGGAUGAAGAUUACAUUUCAUGAAGCAGGGGCAUUCUUGGAGCUAUCAGGGUUUCAGGAAUGGAUUUCCAACUUAUUUUUGUAUUUUUAAGGACACCCCCUAUUUUAUUUACCAAUUUAAAUGCCAUGUUUAUAGUUUAUAGUACAAAAGGCAGAAAAGAGAUUCCAAAGAGCUAAAGAGCCUUCAGCAUACAUGUGCAUAAACCAGGGGGUGGAGGGGUGUGUGUCCUCUUCCUCUUCUGCAUGAUUAAUCCAGCAUGUUUUACAAUCUACACAUUAUCGGCUAGGUUCCACUGUGAAAAACAGCAUGCCUCUUUGUGGAGAAGGUCAACCAGGUCUAAAUCAAGCUGUUUUGACUUAAUGGAAUCAAGGACAGGAUGCAAAUGCAAAUUUUCUUGUCUCUUUUCAGUGAGAAUUGCUGGGAUUUGCACCACAGGUUUGAAUAACAAAUUAAGGGUUACAUGUCUAUCUUUUCCAUUGGAUCUUAAUUCUUGCACAGGGGUACACCUGCCUGUCCCCAUCUGUAAGUUAUGAUAUGCUGCUUCCAGCACAAUUUUUAGAGAAAGAGGUGCCAGAAGCACCAUGAAUGCCUCCCUUGUUGUCUUAUAAUGGCAAUGGCGCCCACCUGAGAGGUGUCAGAACUGAGUUCCAGUGAGUUCCUACUGAAAAAAAAGCCCUGGCUACUUCCAGUAUUGUUGACUAGACUGUACAAAGGUGUUCUUUAAAAAAAUUCUUAAUCCUGAUAUCGACUGAUUAGGUGUUAGCUAGCUGCUAGCAGAAGGCCAAGGAAAUUUCAUGGAGAGAAUCCAUGGGUGGGAGGAAGGGCCUUCCCCUUCAAGAUUCUGUCCUCACCCUUGCUUAUCCCUUUUCCUUCAUUGCUUGCUCUUUACUCCAUCCCUUCCCCUAAGCAACUUUAGGCUGCUACAAAGGAGCAGGGAUGGAGAACCUUCUCACCCCAAGCCACAGGCCUCACUGGUCUUGCUUCACACCCACCUGGGCUGGAAUGCAUCACUGAACUCUGAUAAUGACUCUUGCUUCCCUGGACGGAGGAUAGAGAGGUGUAUGUAGAAACUAGUUCACUGCACAGGGGUAAAAUUUAAAUCCAUUGCUCCACCCACUUUUAUUUCUUGCACCACCCACCAUGUGUAUGUGCCUCUGAGAAGGGAAUAGAGCUCCUUUUAAUAUGCACUUUAAGCUGCUUGCAUUCCCAUUUAACUAGCAUCAUCUGCAUGACAUCACUCUCAAACAGCCCCUGUCCCUUUGGUUUUCCCCUGUAAAUUCAGAUUUCCCUAUUCCAGCGGUACAUUUUGAAAAAUAUAUCCAAACUGCUUUUCCGACAGUGGAUGCAUUGCCUUGAUCCCCCCCCCCAACUCCAGAAUUCCUGGAUGUGUGCCAUUCCUGGGCAGACACCAUUUUUCAGCUGAUUCUUAUGUUCAUGCCUGGUUGUGCAAAAUUAACACAUUCAAACAAACAGAUUGUAAGGUGCAGACAAAGACAAAAGGGAAUAGCUGCUGGUCUGGACAGGAUCAAGCAGGUUUGAUCUUCAACUUCAAUUUGACUAAUAAGGUCAAAUUCAAAGGGAGAGAAUGUGGAUUCCAGCAAGUGUACACAAGCCCUUAAGCAGCAACAUCCUAGGCUUUGCGCCAUGACAUCCAGUAGAUUCUAUUCAGUGACUUCAUUGCUUCUGCAUCACUAUGCAUCAGCAGAAAAAGUAAGAGAUAGGUCAAAGGUGGGUGAUAGCCUGCAGCACUCUCAAGCCAGUUCAAAGAUAGGUGUGGAAGGCAAAGCAUUUUCAAUGUAAUUCUGGUUGUUUUACCAGAAGCCAUAACUUCCUUUGUCCCAUCUAUCAUGUCAUCUCUUCCAAACGUGAAGUGGAUCAAGCAGAUUCUUUAUAUAUAGGAGCCAACACCCUAGCCUUGGUAACUACUUGUCUGCAGACUUUUUAGUUACAGUGGUACCUCAGGUACUUAUUUCAUUCCGGAGGUCCAUUCUUAACCUGAAGCACCACUUUAGCGAAUGGGGCCUCCUGCUGCUGCCACGCUUCCGGAGCACAAUUUGUAUUCUCAUCCUGUAAGUUCUUAACCUGAGGUACUAUUUCUGGGUUAGCGGAGUCUGUAACCUGAAGCGUAUGUAACCCGAGGUACCACUGUACUAAUUCCAACAAGUGGUAUAUUUACAGCCUUAUAUCACCUAAUCAUCCUGAAGCUGCAAAAAUAAUUCCUAAAUAAGAACUUCUAACAUAUGGGAAACAAACAAAAACUUCUUAAUACAUUUUUUUUAAAAAAAAAACUGUUGUUACUGAAGUUGAAGCAUUCUCUUAAAGUUGAGGCAUUCUUUUUCACAGUGCAUAUCUUAAAAUUACAAUACGUUUCCUGUUAUUUUUCUCGUUCACUUCUGUUGCAUUACAAGCAUCAAGCAAAAAUCAAAAUCUCAGUUCUGCUUUCUCAUAAUGCUUAUGAAAAUUAUUGUCACAAAGUUCAGUUGAAGUCCCUGAAGAAGAAGCUACUCUGCAGCCCUUCGAAAUAAAAUAAACUUAUUUUUUUAUGACUGCAGUAUAACUAAGUAGCUCCAACCCAUUCAGAAGGUCUCUAAAAAGUACAAACAAAUUGGAUGUGAUUGGGGCCAUCAUGUUUUUAAAUAUUUCAUUUUGUACAUUUAUGUCCCAUCUUUGGGGCCACAUACAUGGCAUUCCUAGAUGUCUCCCAUCAGGAUUACUGUGGUAUCCUGUCCUCCAUUGCUCUAUUUAUUUUUUAAGACAUUUUUAUCCUGUUUUCCAGUUACAAAAUCAAAUUGUAGGCAGCUUGCAAUAAAAAUUUAAAUCUCAAGAUUUCAAAAAAACAAAACAAACACUCAAGCCUAACAAUACAACAAACAUGCCACGGAUAUGAUUGACUCUCAGUGCAAUCCUUUGUGCAGUUACAAAGUAAUCCCAUUAAAUUCAAUAUGGGGCUUGCUUUUGAAUGAGUAAGAAGACUAAUUUUAUUCACCUUAGAAAACAUACUCUCUGAAGCAAUGGCAAUCAUAUUGUCUAGUGAGAAUGAAAAUAUUCAGCUUUGACGUUGUGCCAUUUGCAACUUGGGUUACGAAUCCCACAGCUGAAAGACCGUCUGCCAGUGGAACUGUUAAAGCUUUUCUAUCUCAAAGAGAUCUGAAAGGGGAAAGAGAAAAUGUAAAGAAGCUGCUUUUCAGUGACAGUUCUCAUUCUGAACUGUUGGUUGUUUUGUUCCUAGAGAAUGAGAAACACUGAAUCAAUUUCUAUUGGUAAAAAAGGAUGUGAGCUGUCAAGUUACAGAGGACAGCACUCUAUCAUUUUUCAUUGUCAUUGAGUGCAAGUAUGAUGAAUUCUUGAGCUUCAGCUCUUUUGUUGAAGGGAACUUGACUCAGUGUACCUGAAUGAAAAUGUUAGGGAGGAAGAGACGAAUGGGUUGGUUGGUUUUUUUGUCCCUGUUGGUUGAAAUGACCACCCUGACUGUGAAAAGAGUGACCAUUUGAAAGCCGUAAGUAAGCAGAGCCUGCCAAAGUUCAUUUACCGUAUUUUUCGCUCUAUAACACGCACCUGACCAUAACACGCACAUCGUUUUUAGAGGAGGAAAACAAGGGAAGAAACAUUCUGAAUGAAACGGUAGAUGAAUCAUUUUUGUGCUUCAUGCUGUGGCCACAGACAUGUGAUCUGAUGAUGAAUUUGGGGUGACCCAAUGCAAAGAUCCUGAGGAUCCAUGUCGAUCCAUGCUUUGUAACCACGUUUUUGCACCAUUGCAGCCCCAGGCAACAGUGGGUGCGUGUGUUUUUUGGUGCAGUCUGUAGCCAUGGACAUGCUAUGUGAUCUGAUGGUGAAUUUGGGGUGACCCAAUGCAAAGAUCCUGAGGAUCCAUGUGGAUCCAUGCUUUGUAACCACAUUUUAAGUGGGGAGGGAAGGAAAAACACAGAAGGGACAAGGAGCACGAGAGGGGUGUGCAGAGAAGCAGCUGGCUAAGAAUGCAGGAGAGGGGUAUAACGGGAGGGAGGAAAGGAAGGCAAAAGUUUCCCCCAAGCCAGCCAGCUCGUGCUCUCUCUCUCCCACCUGCAUGUUUUCUGGCUGCCUGAUAUAUAUUUUUUAAUUGCCUUGACAGAAGAAAGCAUUUUAACUGCAUUAAGAACUAUUUAGCAGCGAAACCUAAGCUGUGCCAUCCCUUAAGAGGUACAGACACUGUAAUCUUCCAGAUCGCAUGAAUUUACAGGCAAAACACUGUUUAAGGAUUUCAUCCUUUUAAAUGGAAGAAAGCAUAUUUGAAUGCUGUGUGUCCUCAAAAACAAAAGCAGGAAGUCAAAUCAGAAUUUUAAGCUGAACCUGUAAUCUCUCUUCCCUUCACAAACAUUGUUCCCUCCGGAGCAUGAAGAGGAAUUAGAAGGAAGGACGCUCUGCUUGCCUGGAGGGGAGCGGCUUUCCCUGCUCUUUGUUUCGUUUGAGCAAACACAGCAAUGAAACAGAGGGGGUAGGCAGUAAGACCCUGAGGCAGAAUGCAGGAAAGCAGCCUCUUCCUCUUUUCAGAUUUCCCUUCUCCGAGACGCGAUUUGAUUUUUGCCUCCACUCGCGCCAUUCGGCUCCAGGGACCACACAUUCGCUCAAUAACACGCACAGACAUUUCCCCUUCCUUUUUAGGAGAAAAAAUCUGCAUGUUAUAGAGAGAAAAAUACGGUAAUCAUAACAGAAAAAUUUAACAUGCUCCAUUUUACCAUGUCUCUUUACCUGUCACUGAAGCAGAAUUACUCAAGCUUGGUCCCCAUAUAUUGUUGAACUACAGUCUCCAUCAUCCCCAGCCAGUUUAGCCAGUGAUCAGAGAUGAAGGGAGUUAUAGUUCUAACAACAUUUGAGGACCCAAAGUUGAAGAAGGCUGUACUUAAGGAUGCAUUCCUGAGAAUGCUUUUUGGAAGUAGGUUCCACUGAAAGCAGUGAGGCUUCCGUGUAAAUAAAUGCAUUAGCACUGAGCAUAGCGCAUAUCCCAAGCUUUUUGCUGCCUUACUGCACUUCAGUCUGGAUCUGCUCCUUCCCUCCUUCAAAUUAGUAGAGUGAUUAUAUGUUGCAGACAACCUUUAUAGGCUGCAGACUUAGUGAGGCGGCUAUCUCUUCUCUGAUCUUUGCUGGGAAUUGCAACCGGCAGCUCAUGUUGCUUGGGACAGAUACAAUAUUUGUUCACUACAAUAGCAAAACAAAGCCGUCUUAUUUCAACACACCCAGUACCUUGCUUUAUUUGCCUUUCCACAAGUCAUUUUACCUUCCAUCCUGCUUGUACUGGCAAUAUUCACACGCAACAAACUCCAGAAUGUUUUCUUUACAGAUAUACAGACAGUGGUCUUUCUGCUAUGAUAGCACACUGUGACUUCUAUGGCUAUUGUUUUAGCACUUGCCCUGCCAAGGUGGCACCAUGGGGCGGGGGGGGUGAUAGAUGAAAGCAGGAAUUGGUGUCUGACUUCUGCAGCAGGAGGGGGCACUAUUUAGUUUUUGCUUCAAGCAGCAAAAUGUCUUGGGCUAGCCUUGUUUAUUCCUGUUUUUUUGUCUUACAUCCAAGAACAACUGUUGUCUUCAGUGCAGCAGCAGACAAAAAAUCUUCCUACUGCACAUUUCCCAAGAAUAAGCAUAUUUAUAUUUCACAGUGAUGGCCCCAUUCCACGUUUCUUUUUUAACAUCCCAUUGAUUUCAACUGGAUUAUGCCCAACUAAAAUCUGAUUAGGUCUGCAGUAUUAGAUAACAUUGAUAUUUUAGAUUAUAUAAAUAUUUAAAAGUGCUUCGGAUCAUAGAACCAGAGUAGAUCAAAGGUGGCAGGAGCAAAUCUCCACAGUGAUAAGCAGCAGUACAAAGUUCCAGCUAGCAACAGGAGAACUGAACUAGCUGGUGUGUACAUACUGUACUGCAGUUGGUAUAAAAAUGUUACAUUUGUUAUGAAAGCAUGGUGCAAAAUCCUAACUAGAUAAACAGGCAGGCAGGUGCACAAUUUCAGUCUUAGAUUUUAGGGUGAUGGGUUAGGAUUUGCUUUGGUUAUUAAAGUUUGCUUUUAAAAUGUAGAAGGCUUGGAAUUUAAGGAAUUAUGCAGUGGCACUGAUGAUAAAUGUCAUUUUCCUGCAGUUCAGAAAGUGAAAAUGGGACAGAAGAAAAAAAGAAGAGCGGGAAACCAUAUCCUGGGCUGUCACAGACAUCACCAAGUGAUCUUGAAUGUUUUGAAGAUCAGAAGAAGGUUAUAACUUCACGGUAAUAAAGGAUCCAAAUAUACAAACUUUUCAGUAGUGUAACUCUUCCAAAGAAAGCUGUUAAACACACAGUUCCAGAGGAUGUUGCUUUUGCAGUCCCAUUUGGACCACUGCCAAUGUGGUGUGGGGCUCAGGAGAGUUUGAAAGGCUGGUCCAGAUGGCCACCAGAUCCAGACUGGCCAAUGGCUACCUGUCCCUGCUACAAACUGUAGUAAAUAGAGAUGAGUGGAGGGUCCCUAACUAACCACAGACACAUCCCCUUCCUCUCAGUUAUUAAACAUCUGGGUUUAAUUCUCUUGAACACAUAAACAGACCUGAAAUUGAUAUCAUAUGGGUAACCAGUGAUUCUCAAUCUAUAAAUAAUCUUCAGCUUCUCACUUAAUUCUGCAAAGUCUUAGCUUACAAGGGUAAUAAUGCCAUACAAAUCUGGAAAUAGGAUUUGGUGUUUUGCCAGUUGGUUAGAUAGAUAUUCAUGUUCUGGGUUCUUAACAUAAGAUUUCACUGGCUGACAGCUCUUCAGUUUGUUCUAUCAUAAGCUGGCCCAAAAUUUUAUACUGCACCUAUAUAAUAAUAUAUGUGUGCCAUUACCAUACUCAUCUUUCUGUACAUCCAUUUUGCAUAUACAUUUCACAGUAUUGUCAUCAGCAUAGUUUUUGUAAAUGCAUUCCUCCCUGCCCAAUUUGUAUUUCCUUCCUUCUCUACAUGCAGCUACACUCAUCCUCAAUCUGCUCCCUGAUAGAAGAACCUCCAUUAUGGAUGGAGCAACUAGCUUUCUUCUCCCCCAGAUGAGAUAAAUACCAGGGCAGAACUAAACCUAUUCCUAUGCAUCAUUAAUGGCAGUAAGGGACCAUUAUCAGUUAAUUAGAGCUCUGGGUUUGAAUUCAUUUGAGCUCAUAUGAUGAGUGUUGCCUGUGUAAAGGAGGAGUCUUCAGUCAUAGGCUUGGCAUGGCCUGGUGUCCACUCUCCCCAGCACACCAUAGGCCACGUUGUACUUCAGUGAUGGUUUCCUUAAAAUGUGUAAUUUACAUGCAUGCUUCUUGUGACUGAGCGGGUGUUUGCAAAGCUUCCAGUAGUAGUCAUUUGAAAACUUCAAAAUAAGCAUAUUGGCUCCAGAUCUACCUACUAUUUCUCUGGAUUUAUUUAUUUUUAAAGUGUGGUGAACACGGGUAUCAAAAGUGAGCUGAUUAUGUAAAAGAAAUCUCCCUGAGACCUUUAAGGGUAAGGUGUUGUUGGACUCGUUUUUAUCAGCUCCAGCCAGCACGGCCAUUGGUCAAGAAUGAUAACUGUUGUCCAGCAACAUCUAGAGGGCCACAGGCUCCCCAUCUCUGCAGCAGAAAUGCUGCCUGUGAGAUUUUUUAAAAAAGAAAAACCUCAUUUUGAAAACAGUGUUAUAUGCAUGGGAUGUUGUCUUGCUCUAGGUCGAAGACAAUAGUGGAUAAUACCUUCUUGGCAACAGAUGGCAAGAAUGUCUCAAAGCCCGAAAGGAAGAAGAGUGCCUCAAAUCAGGUACUGGAGAGAAUCUACUUGUUUGGGAUCCAGACCCUGCAGUCGUCAUCUGAGGCCCUUCUUCAUGUGCCUCCACAAGAGGUCCAGAGGGUGGCAACACAAGAGUGGGCCUUUUCUGUGGUGGCUCCAUUUGUGGAAUACUCUCCUCAAGGAGGCUCACCUGGCACCAUCAUUACAUAUCUUUAAUUGCCAGGCAAAAGUGUUUCCCUAUAACCAGACCUUUGGCUGAUUAAACAUUCUUGUAUGGGCUUUUAAAUGCAUUUGGGGGGUUGGUUUGUUUUUGUUUUACAAUGUAUUUUGUAUUCUCAUUUUAUAUUUGUAUUUUGUGAACUGCCCUGUGAUCUUCUGAUGAAGAGCAGUAUUAAUUUUUAUUUUUAAUAAAUACCCACUUUAGGCAAAGUGUGUUGCAUGUUUAUGUUGGCUGUAUUAUUGUGCCAAACUGCAACGAUGACCUCGAGAAUUUUUGGACCUUGUGCAAAGUAUCAAAAUAAUUCUCCCUCAGACAUAACAGUGGCAUUUUGGGCCUCUGACCCAAUCGGUUUCCACUGCCACUGUUAUCCAUUGCCUGGGACUUCGUUCCCUUCCAAUAAUAUUAGGCCCUCAAACUGUACCUCUGUUCCUGAAUAGCAUAAUAUAACCCCAAUUCCUACAUCUUCUGCAGAAAAGGGACUUACAGUUAGUUGCUUAAUGCAAAGAUAGACAUCAGCUGGUAUAUAUAGUAAUGUUUAUGCAGCAAUAACCAAAAUCUAUCUAUUUGUUUCCUCAACUUUAGUUUAAGGCAAAUGCUCACUUUCACAAGCUGUUUCUGGAUGUCCCAAUUGAUGAACCCUUGAGAAAAAGUAAGUUGAAUGCUAUAUUUUUUUCCUGUUUUGUUACAUUGAAUUUUCUGUCACACUAACCCUUUGGCAUGCCUCAAAGUUUUUGCAAGAAAUUCUAUUACUAGCUAAAAUAUUAGUGAGAGAUUUCUGGCCAUUGACACGUGAAUUUGGAUGCUUAGUUUUUGAUAGUCUCUUCUAGUUCAUAGCCAAGAUGUUUGCUUUCCCAAAUAUAAUUCAAUGACUAUCUUGUAUUGAGUAGCUUUCUCAUAAUAGAUCAGAGUUCAGCUACAAGAGAUUUGGGAUAUGAUCUAAAGCUAUUUGACUUUUUCAGAGUGAUUCCCCUUCCAUGAAUAACAGCAUUUACAUUUCAUAGACAGUAUUUAAUACAUUGCUUACAGCAUUGCACAAGUGCAGCUGUUAGAUAAUAUUGUACUUGUGACCCUUUCAGAUUUUACCUGUGCAUUACAAAAAGAAAUCUUGUACCAAGGGAAGCUAUUCAUAUCGGAGAACUGGAUUUGCUUCCAUUCUAAGGUCUUUGGCAAAGACACUAAGGUAAAUGAAGUCAAGUGUUAUGAUGUGAAGUCAAGUGUUAUUGAUUAUUCUUGCCUAAUUCUUUUUUUAAUAUGGUUGGGGGUGAUGAUAUAAAUGUUAAUGGAAACAAUGGGACACUUGUAGAUUUAGAAAAUUAAAAAUGAUCCAGUGGUUUCAACCCUACAACCCUGGGUAAAAUAAUGUUGAAUUAAUAGAAAUGACUAUAUCAAUUGUUAAUGCAGCAUUAGGUCUACAAAAAAAACCACAAAUCACCUGGUGGUGGUAGCGUUCAAGAUGUUUCUCUCUGGAGAAGCUGAGUUAAGGAAGCAGCAUACUGCUUCCCUUCUAAGCAAGGGUUUAAUUGGAGAUGGAGCAGGGUGUGACUUGCAUGUUUAGUUGUAUAUCUCAAAGUAUCUCAAGAAGCAGAUGUCAGCUGCUUUGCAACAGGUCUAUGCAAGAACCAGCUUUCUCACAAUGGGUUAUUUCUCAGUAACCAUGAAAGCUACUGGAGCCAAGUUACCAUCUUUAUACUCUAAUAACUGAUACAAUCUCAUUUCAGAUUAGUAUACCUGUGUUGUCAGUGACACUGAUAAAGAAAACUAAGACUGCCCUUCUAGUGCCAAAUGCCCUGGUUAUAACAACAGUCUCUGAUAGGGUAAGUGCACAUUUUGGGAGAAGCUUCUUAGCACCUUUAAAUUACCCAUUUUGUUUUGUUUUUCCUCCCCUUUUCCUGUCCUUCUCCAUUAGCUGUUGGUCUUGUUAAUUGGCUGUCCUGGUUUUUAUUGAAGGUUAGAUUUUUACUUUUUUUAUUUAUUAUCACUUUGCAUUUAUACAGAAAAGAAAAGUAAGAUCUAACUUGGACUAAAAUGAAAUAAAAUAAACAUACGGCUUGCUCUUCAUCCCCCUCAUGUUUUUACCCAUCCUUAGCCCCAGUUACUGGAAACAUCAGGGAGCAGUUGCCAAGAAAAUAUCUGGAACUCUUAACACAAAAGAAGUGUUUUCACCAAGCAAAAAUGUUCCUCUUUAACUAGGCCUUCAGCUGAUUGACAUCUGUUACCCUUUUAAAGUGUGUUGUGGAAGAGGUGGGGUAUUGGGUUGUUUUUAUUACGUAUUUUCUGUUUUUUAUAUUGUGACUAUGUUGUGAACCGCCCUGAGAUCUAUGGGUAUAGGGCAGUGUACAAAUUUAAUAAAUAAUAAAAUUAAAAAGACCCUGAACCAAUGUUGUGGGAAGAGUAACACUCCUCCUGUAAUGCAGAUAUUUACAACUGGUGCCAUUCUCUGCAGUUGUCUAACCAAGAUACAUAGUUUUCGGGCUAUGUAGUAUGGUGAUGGCUGGGGCCCUCAGGAAUGCAAGCAUGUCAACUGAAUCAGUGGUAAUAGAGAUACAGGCCUAUUUUGCCCCUCCAAGUAUGUCUAGGAAAACUAGCUGUUAGGCAGGCUUAUCUGAGUGUGACCAUAGGAUUGAGAUAUCCUGGUCAGCUUGUAGGGGGAACUCAAUUACUGACAGCAGCAAUCUUGGAUACAAAUGAUCAAGGCAGAUGAUAAAAAGUAGCUUGCCAUGUUGGAUGGCACACAGUGACUUUUAUGUGCCUUUGUUCUUAGCUAAAGCAAGCUAUGGCAGUCUCCCCAAAUGCUGAAUAAUAAUUUUGGUGGUUUUCUUUUCAGUACAUGUUUGUGUCCUUUCUGUCCAGAGACACUGCUUACAAACUAUUAAAAUCAGUUUGUCAACAUCUAGAGGUGAGUGAAAACCUUUUUCAGGUGCCUCUGUGUGUGUUCUCAGUAUUAGUAGUUGAUCAAAUGGUGUCAUUUUAAAAUGUGUUUUCAGGAUGUUAGUGUUGGCAACAGUCCCAGUCUUCCUUCUCCAGAAAAUAGCUUCCGGGCAAAUCGCCCAACAACUUUACCACUGGUAAGUUUUGUUUUUUAAUAAAAUUAAAAGCAAUGAACUGAUGAGGAACAAUAUGGAAUGGCUAUGAGCCAAUAUAAUUUUCAGUAAUAAGAUUUUUGUUUUGAGAUAGUAUUGGAGGCUUUGUAAGAAAUUCCUUGCUCCAAUUCUGGCAUGGACCAGCCUUUGCCAACCUGCUGUUCUUCAGACAUUUUAGACUACAACUCUCAUCAAUCCCAACCAGAACAUGGUGGCUGGGGCUGAUGGGAAUUGUAGUCAGGAACAUCUGGAGGGCAGUGAGCUGACAAAGGCAUUAAUGGACCAUUUCAUGCAUGAUGCACACCUGCAUGUACAUGCUGAACUUGAUGUUAUUAAGAUUGUUGAAGACUUGAUGUCAUUAUGAUCACUGAAAGCUCACUGCAAUCAAAUGCUUCACUAAUUGCUUACUUGUAAAGCUCCCUGGUCAACCUCUGGCAAGUCACUAGAGCUCUAUUCCAACAUUCAUCAUGAGUAACUUGUACAGAGAUUUGAAAAGAGAAGCUUCCACAUGAACAGCUGUUCAUGCAUAGGCUUCUACAUGAUUGAUACCAGUCCACAGUCUUGAUUGCAUGGACAAGUAGAUGCUCACAGAGACUUCCCCUUUCAGAUGUCAUUGUGAGCAUGAGGACAUCAAAGAUACAUCCUUUUUCAUGAAUUCAAUGUGACGUAUCAAAUGUAGAUGCAUUUUCCCCUUAAAUGAGCUAAUUAGUCUUUCAUAUAUUUGAGUAAGGUGGAUCACACUUUUUUUAGAUCUAGUUCUGCCCUUUUCCCAGGCAAACCAGAUUUUAAGCUUGAGGUUUACAUGAAUAUCUUCAGAUAUAAAAGCAAUAAUUAUUCAGAAUUUUCAGUCUCCAUAUAAAUUGAGCAGAAAGCUAUCAUAGAUCUCUCACCGUGGCCUGGUUCUCAAGACGUAGGUUUCCAGGACCACACAAAAAUGUGGGUUCCUGGAGAAAAGCUUGCAGCCACUUCCCCCCUCCCCAGUCCUUGUUUUACUUCUUUGAUGCCCUGAAAUAAGCCCAGGUGUGGCUUAAUGGGUCAUCAACCCAGGCUUGUGGUUGGUGAAAAGAGAACUUAACCAAGAGCCCUAGUUUGGGCAACAAGCUAAGCCAAUUGUAAGAGAAUUGUAACUUCUGGUACAUUUGUACAAAGAGGUUAAAUAACAUCUGGUGAAGCUCUGGAAUCCUUUCCAACUGUAUUCCAAGAGUUUCAGGUGAAUUAAGUUAUUUGAAAACUAGAUUAGAUUGAGAGAGCUUGACUUGACGGAUCAAAAUCUUUAUGGAACUGCAACCUAAGUUUUCUAUUUUCUACUGCGCCACAUUGCUUUAGAUACGCUUAAUAUUUGUUACUAUUGUGAUGUUAUUGAUCCAUAUUACUGAAAGUGACAUUUGGGGGCGGCGGCUGCAGAAUAUUGAACAGACCAUUAAUUCUUAACUAGCAUUUCUGGUGCAUCUUUUCUUCAGGAUUUCAAUGAAGAUUUUUCUGAAUUGGAUGGCAUCAUCCAACAGCGCAGACAAGAGAUGGAAGAAUCCAGCAGCACUGGUUCUCAAACUCCAGAACUGGAAGCCUUCCAAGGUUUGAAUAAUAAACCGUUUCUUUACUAUCCAGAAGCAGAAACUGCAGCCUUUUAUCUAGGAAUUUAGAGCACUUUCCCAGAGGCUACAUACACUCUGUACAUUUAAAGCUCAUUACUUCCUCCAAAGAGUCCUGGGAACUGUGCUUUGUUCAGAGUGCUUGAAAUUAUAGCUCUGUGAGGGGUAAACUGCAUUUCCCAGGUUCCUUUGGGAGAUGCCAUGUGCUUUAAAUAUGCUCUAAAAGUAUGGUGUGCAUGGAGCCAAAGAGCGGGAAAUGUGGUGGUUGUUUAUGUAGUACUUUUUAAUGUGUAAAAAGCUUUAAAUUCUUUGUAGUGGUAUCAACACAUAUGUAAGACCUGUCCACAUAAGGCCUGGUUUUUAUUGUAUGGAGGGGAGGGGUCAGGCACAGUUUGACACAUAUUGGCACUUGUCCAAGAGAAUUAAUAGGUUAGUCCCAACAUGCUCUGUGUAAAAUCACACUGUGGAUUGAAGUAUUAGCUAUUCAGUAGCACCAAGGGAACAUAAUUGUGUGAAGCCUCAUCUUGAGGUUGCAAAUUCAGUUUUCGAGCACUUAGGCCAAAUCAAUGUCGUCUCAACAUAUUCAUGCUGAUCAGGAAUGCUGGAAGUUUCUUUAUACCAUGUCAAACCAUUGGUCCUUCUGGCUCAGAGUUGUCUACAUAAUGACUAGCAGUAGAUCUCCAGAUUUCUGCCAGGUCCUUUCCCAACAGUGCUUGGAGACACCAGGGAUUGAACCUGGGACCACACAAAACAUAUACACUACACUGAGGUACAGGCCACUUGUCAGUGUUUUGAUCAAACACCUUCAUACUUUUUGAAGCCACCACCAUCGGACAUCUCCUCUCUUCCCACCCCCCACAAAUGUGCAGAAUCCAGGCAAACCAUUUUUGCCUCUUGGAAUACUGUGCUGAAGUAUUAUGCAGACUACACUAAAAUCUUAAUCAAUCUGGUUGUUAAGCAUCUGAUCCAUGGUUCUGACAACCACAAAAAUUAUGGAUGUAAGACACGUCCUACUGAAAUGAGGCUAACUUCACAGUAAUGUUUAUGCACCUGCAUUGCACUUUGUGGUGUUAUGCAAUGCCUUGAGUUGUUCACAACUCCCAUUAUGCCUGAUAAUUGGCCAUGCUGGCUGGGAAUGAUGGGAAUUGUCAUCUGAUAACAUCUGGAGUACACCGCAUUGGUUAUCCCAAUACUGCAUGCAUUUGUUUUUAGUUUGAAAUGCUUGUUCUUCAACAGAUUACCAUGUUGUUGAGACCCAGACUCAUCUGAAAACCUCCAGGGUGGAGUCAAAGGCUGUCCAUACAGAUGUUAAGGCUAAAUAUUUGUGUGAUGAUAAAAUCAGGAAUCUUCCAAGAAAUGGUAAAUAGAGCAAAUCCCCAUUUGAAGCUGGUGUUGUGGGCUAGGCUGAUAGAUCCAAGCAGGGUUGGAUUUCAGCAAUUGAAAAUGACCAUAGGUUGAAUCCAGAAAUGGCCUUCUAUAUGUGGAGGCUCCCUAUAUUACACAUUGUGCAGAACACUGGGAGUGAAAAGUGAAAUUACUUCUGCAGGUGUUCUUCUACUUGUGCAAGAACUUAUGCAACCUCUUGUCCAAGCAGAAGCCAGAGAACUGCUACAGAAUCUACCUCUGAUAGCACUAACUCAUAUGAAAGUAUUUGUCAAACAAAGCUAGCAGCUGCUUCUCUUCUGCUCACAUUUUUGUGGAUCCAGCUCAUAGUGGCAAAAAAAAAAAAUGUAUACAGACUUUCACAGUUUUAUUUGAUCUUAAUUUUUGAGGCAAAAUUCUGGAAAGAUGCAGGAGAUGAUCACAAAUGCAAACCUCCCGAUAGAAUGUGACAUACAAAGCAGAAAGGUGAAAAUCAGCGUUUCGGUAGGGAGAAUGCCUGUUGUAGGUAGGAAGUGAGGAAGGAAUGGGCAAAGACUGCACCCAUAAUUGGAAACUUCUCCCAGCUAUGUGUUCCUUUGGUUUACAGCUGGAGUCUACUUAUGACACCAGAUCUUGCUCUGUGCAGGUUCCGCUCCAUGUAGUACAAUCAUAGCCUUGCAUAUUUCUAGAAUUCCUUUCUUUGCCCCACUAUUCUAAAUAAUAUCCCAUUCAGAUCAACUUACAGUUUGGAGUGCUGUCUUACAUAUGGCUGAGAACAUUAGCUCAUCAGUCUAUUAACCACAUAUUUAAGCUGUAGGUUUUAAUCAAGGCUUCCUUAGGUAUAAAGGUGCCCAGUGCUGAUGGCUUAAUUCCAAACAAUGUGCUCAGUUGAUUUAGAGCAUAAUCAUAUUGCAUAAUAGACGAAGCCAGUUACCCUUCAUUAAGUGGCUUCAGAGCAUAACCUGAAUUAACAUAUUGUAAUAUUUUUAAUUAGUGAGGAAGAAACAACAACAACAGUCAACUUGCACCCUACAGUCAUUUGGCAGUUGUUGUCUUAUGGAGCGUGUCUGGUCGUAUCAUUUUCAGAUGCUUCAAUAAAUAUUUUAUUCUUCUCAUAGCUCCUCCUCCUAGAAUCCUUGGAGUCCUUUACAGAGUGAAUUACCAGAAGUUUUUGACUGUGAACCACAUACUUAUUCUCUAUGCAAUUCUGUAAGUAUAUAUAACCCAUUCCCCAAACUGCAAGGUUGCAAAAGCAAGACUCUGGGAAACUUUGCUGGCUUAAAUCUGGGGUGCUUUCAGAAUGCUGGGCUCCCUGUGGCUAAAUAAACGGCUUGCACAUUCUCUCCCCCCCCCCCCAUUAGCUGCACACCAGUAAAGAAUCUGAAUAUGUUCCACAGUACAAAUUUCCAUUGCGGAAAAUGGAAGCAAAAAAUGUGUGACCUUUAUAAAUUGCUCAAGAGUUGUGUUAUAUGGAUAAUAGGCUUGUGCGAUUUUCUAAAAGCAUUUUGCCGGACUCCUGGAGGCUAACUGAAAGGAAAUUGAGGGAUAUUUUAAAAGACCAUGGGUGAAUUGAAACAGCCAACAACAUUGCAAACCAGGUUGCAGAUAUGUAGGUUGGUGGAGUAGACAGCAGUAGAGCUUCACUGUAUACAUUCUGCUGUCUUCUGGGGUGAUAUCAGCUGGUUCCCCGGCUGCAGCAAGCGGUGGAGGGUUAAGCACCAUUGCAUCUUUUAAAUAAGGCAUAGCUACCUUGCUGCCCUCCUGAUGUCAUUGGACUACAACUCCCAUCAUUCUUGACCAUUGGCUGUGCUCACUAGAGCUGAUGGGAGUUCUAGUCCAACAUUAUAUUCUUAGCCGCCUCUGUUGUAAAGGUGAAGAUCUGGAUGAGUUUAUAUUACCAAAUGGAAAACACUUGAGGAAAAAUACCUGCAAUGUCACUGUGAAAGUCUUUUUGCACGACUGAGCUUUGCUGUCUGAAAUUGAGAGACAUCAGCUUAAUGGGGUGGAAAUUUAACUGUUAAAUUCCUAAUAAUGUUACAUGGCUAAAUGAAUGUAACAGCAAUUUGGUGUGUGGUGAUCAAGUGUGGUUUUUUUGUCCUCAAUCCACCUCUCCUACAGUGUUUGUGUACUCAUUUUCUCGACUUUCUACAUGAGAUAUAAAAUCUACAUUCUGGAAGAGCAGCUUGGCACCAUGGCUUCCUAUGUGGAUUCACAUCCCCACGUGUAAGAAUGAUUUUGUUGUUGGAAUCUUCUUUAUCUUUCCAUUUUUAAUACUAUAGUCAUCCUGCUAGACCUAGCUUCAUCAUCAUCUAUCCCAUAGUUUCUCCCCUGGGGUUAGGCUUUCAUUCUCUUCUUCAAGCAGUCAUUUUAAAUUUGCACUUACAUGAGAGUAAUUCCCAUUGCAUUUAAUAGGACUUUUUCUGAAUAGACAUGUAUACGAUUGCAUGUGCAUAGUGCACAUUAUUUUUGGUGUUUUGAUCUUUAACUGACAUGAGGUAAAACUGUAAAAUUUAAUCCAGUGCUAUAUUUCUGUACAUUCUCAUUCUAGUUGCUUACCUCACUAUCUCACAAAACUCCAGACAUCUCCUUUGUGCAUUUUUAAAUUGUCUUCUGCUUCCCUUUCCCCACAUUUACUUUCCAUUUCAGAUAUCCAAUAAAAGAAGGUCUAGGAUCUCAACUGCCUCUUAACAUUGUUGGUCUCUCUGAGGAGCUAACAGCUAAUCUUAUCAAACUGGAAAAGGUGACUAAUACAGAACUGUGUAACUAAGAAUUGUUGUGUUUUUAAAAAAGUUUCCCAAGGUAGCCAGACCUUCCAAGUCCUAGAAGAGGGAUGGGGAACCUGUGAUGUUGGACUCCAACUUCCAUCAGCCCCAGGCAGCAUGGCUAACAAUCGGAGAUGAUGGGAGUUGUUGUCCAACAACAUCUGGUGGGCAAAAAGUUCCCCAUUCCUGUCCUAAGAAACAGCUGCUGGUCUGUAUGAGCAUGGAAAGUGAAAUUAAUGUUUAUAAGGGUGGCAUGGUGCUUAACAACCAUUCCCAAACCCUUAGCACUGCUUUUGUGCCAGCCCAUUUGGCAAAGUAGUGGGGGAAAUUCCUACCUGAAGGUUAGGGGAACUGGAUCCAUAGGCUACUUUGACAGGUGGUAGGGCUGCCUACCUGUCAGUCGCCUGAUCUCACCAUGACAGGCAAAGCGUUUUCCUUUGCUUAUAUGUCUUGAUUUCAAACCAUGGUGGUCAAAGGGAAUAUGAAACUGAAUUGUGCAAAGGAAUCAGGGCUUGCAAGUCUCACUUUUUUCCAGAAUUGGCUCCACAUAGCAGCUCCAAGUAGCACUAAUCCAUUUGGUGCCAACUUAAAUGGCGGCAGAUACAAGCCCUGCUUGACAAGGAACAAUCUCAGGUGCACUUUAAGAUGGCUAGAUUCUUCCUUUGCAGCUGCAUCCUUACCUGUCACACACCUGCCCUAGCUCCCAAAGCUCUUGUGAGUUUUAUUUACAAAUAAUUUUCAUAAUUUCUUACAGCUCACUAUAAAAGGGCUCUUUGUGGGAAUGAUUUUGCAUUAGCAAAACGCAACAUAAGACUUCCACAGAGCUUCUAAUCGUUACCAUGGCACUGAGGCUUCUACGGAGGACAAAAAAUUUGCCCUUGUGGAGAGCUGGAACAGAACACGUUAAGCCCUUUUGUAAUGUGCAAACGAGCCCUUCAUAUUUAUAUGACAAACUGCAAAGCCUGCCUUUCUACUUAAAAGAAAAGCCUUAAUCAGUCACUCUGUUUCCCAAACAAUGUUGUACUUCCAAUGGACAGGGGCUUUAUUUCUGCCAUUUGUUAUCAGGAGAUUUGCUUGUCUAGUUGCCUGCUCCCUGCAGAUGGUACCCAUUUAGGUUCAUUUGCUAACAGUCGAAACAAAUGAACUUGCUAACCUCUACCAGGGAGAUUGAACGGAGCCUAAAACUAGGUGUGGAGGCCCCUUCACACUGCAGUGUACAAAUCUCAGUUACAAUCAAGUUAAUUCAGACCAAGAGGUUUUCCCCUGAGUACUUUUCUAUUUGGUGUUGUACUUCCCCAAGAAUAGUUCGACAUCCAAAAUUCAAAAUGUUACGUGAUGACGUGGUUCAGAAACCACAGAACACGUUGUCUAUUUGCUGCUGCUGCUUUUCUGCAAUAUGUUCACUAGUAUAGAUAGAGGCAAUAGACCAGAGAUGGGGAGGCUGUGGCCCUUGAGAUGUUGUUGACUCCGCUUCCAUCAGCCCAAGCCAGCAGGACUAGUGGUGAGUUGCAGCAUCUCAAAAGGCCACAGGUUCCUCACUCCUGAAACAGACAACAGAAACCUUCUAAGGUAUUUCUGUUGCCCAUCAACAAAUACUCAGCACACAAAGAAGAACAGAAUCUUCAUAGACCUUGGGGAAGAGGCACUCGAAGCAUGCUAGUUGACCUCAGGAUACUUUCCCCAGUGAUUCUCCAUUUAAAAGCAUCCCUGAGGAUGGAUAAGAACUGUUUGUGCAAACCAUUGCUACAGAGUUUAUAGAAUUUAAUUUACGGGCUGCUUGGAUUUAACUGGAUUGAGUGCCUUGACUUCAUAGAGCAUACUCCAGUUAAGCAAAGCGUAUGACACUGGGCUGUUCAUCUGUUGUACAAGUGGCUGCAAGUUUUAUCCAAAUCCUUUCUCUUGUAUUUUUCUUUCCUUAUUAAAGAUCCAAAGCAAUUUACAAAAGCUACUUGAAGAUGGUGAAUGAGUUGCCAGCUACCUUCAUUCGUACUUCAUUUCCUUCCUGAUAAGUAACUCUAAAUGUGACAUCAGACUCUGCUGGCCAGGGUGUUAUGUCCUUCAACUGACUCCAAAAACUUCACUCUCCACUUGACCGUGGAAGUUUGAAUCUGUGCAAUAAAGUGUCUCUAUUCAGAGGAUGAUGCCUUUCUAUUACCUAUAACGUUGUGAAUAACUGGGAAGACUGAUCUUGGUGCUUUGUUAUAUUACUUAAAUCCACAGUAAUUCUACUUUCUUUGUGUGACUUUCAGACUUAAUAUUGUGUGACUAAGAGUAAUGCUUGGUGCGGAUGUAUCAUUUGCUGUACAAUCAUGUCUGGAAAGUUAUGUGUCUUUCACAUGCAUGUAUUGCCCAGCUUGUUUCACUUUUCUUUUUGCCGAAACAGAAAUUGGGCACGUGACCGACGUGUUAAUCAGCAGGACCCAAUGGGCUUCAUUCUGCGAGGUGCUGAGCAAAACACCGUUCCCACUUUGCUCAUGUUCUUCACUGGUAGGAGGGGACACAUUCCGUGCAGACUUGCCAAAUGGCCCUAUUCUGCAUGCCAUUCUGCUGUCAACGAAAUGUAGCAAUGAGUAAAGUUUUUCUGGAAGAGCGUCCAUUGCUAAUGGGCCACCCCCCCAAGUCAGAAUGUUCUUGAAGGCUCAUUAGCAAGGCUAAUUGAAAAGCUGACAACCCUAGUUGCAUAGGGUUGGUCCAGAUGAUGGAUGGGUGCGUUAAACUUGGUCUGGGCCUAACCCAUAAAUUUUACUGGAGCAGGAAUAUACCAGCAGCGUUUAGCCCAUUUAACUGGUCUGCAGAUACCUAAAUUAAUAAUUGCUUUCAUGUACUUAAUUUCUGUAUCAGUAUAUCUGACACCUAAUUACCGUAUUUAUUUUUGAAAAUGCACUUGAAGUACUCCAAAAACUGACACAGUUCAGACCCUUUGCCCUUACAGACUCAAUGAAGUGAGGGUGUCUUUAUUGCCCCCAGGUGGAAUAAUUUAUAAACUGGCUAAAGCUGCAGUCCUAACCUUUCAGUAAGCACCACUAAUUUGAAAGGACUCCUGAGUAGGCAUGGUUAAGAUUGCACUGUAAAUUGGCCAACUUGGAUUUCAGUUUAGUCCCAAAUGAAGGUUUUUUUAAAAAAAUUAAAAUCAUAUUGACUCUAGGUACAUGUGUUACUAGGUUUGGGGAUUGCAAUCUGUCAUUUAAUUGUGUUGCUUUCAUUCACUCUGUUGGAAGAACGGCUAGCUAGUGAUUACAAAUUCUCAAAGAUUAUGUGAUGGUAUAUAAAUUCAAUUUUUAUUAAUAAUAAUAAUGGUAACUCCAUGGUAUUUUGAUCUACAAUGGAACCAUUGUUUUUAGUGCUGUGUUGGCAAUUUCUCCUGCAUUUAUUCCAACCAUUUCCCAUCAAUGUGAAAAGGAAUUGCAUUAGGACAUUUCCAAAUGAAUAGGACAGAAAAAUGGAAGCUUCUUCUACAGAAGAAACAAAUUUUUGAGAAACUGAAGGACAAAUAGCAACACAGCAACACUUUUUGCCACUAGAAUAUCCAUAGCCCAUAUUCUGCCGCAUACUACUGUCUUCACAGUGCCUUACCAGUGAAAAACCUGGUAAUUCAUUAGUUUUAGCCAGAUGAGUUGGUUCAUAUUAAUAUUAUUUAAAAUAACUCGGAUCUAUAAAAUACAGUGUUUUCUUUACAUAGUAGAGAGACUACCUUAUCAUUUCUGUGAAAUGUAACUUAUUCAUUUUUAAAAUAAACUUUCUAAAACUGC
Podarcis lilfordi (Lilford's wall lizard) is the source of this 55070-nucleotide messenger RNA. The record is from the annotation of a GenBank genome assembly. NCBI's taxonomy places the organism in Eukaryota, Metazoa, Chordata, Lepidosauria, Squamata, Lacertidae.